This is a messenger RNA of Xyrichtys novacula (pearly razorfish), 49337 nucleotides long. Lineage: Eukaryota; Metazoa; Chordata; Actinopteri; Labriformes; Labridae. The record is from the annotation of a GenBank genome assembly.
GCAGCAGUGGCAGUUCUCGGCCACCGUAUAACACCACCAAAUAUACAUAUAUAUCAUUAAAAUUUACAUUUUCACACCAGCAUGUAUCGCAAUUUCAUUCAAGGGGUCCAACUUAUUGGUAUAAUUCCAGUUUACUACACAUUUAGGUAGAUGUUUCGCAAACAAUGAGCAUUUUUUUGUAUUACAUGUAUGUGUGUUAACAUUGCUAGGACAAGUGUUCCUUCAGCUGUUCUUAAAUGUUUACCAGAAACAUUUAUUGUGUUGAAAUGUGGUAUUUGUGGUAUGAGAAUCGCGUCUUCAAGAAGUUUUCCCUGCAGCAGCAGCAGCAGGUGGUGUAAACAGGCCCAGGUGGCAGCGGCAUGGCUGGUUGGUUGCCUGGUCCGCACACACAGACAGACAGACAGACAGACAGAAAGACGAACAGACAGACAGACACUCGGUCAGUCAGGCAGGCAGGCGGACGGACAGUGGUCAUGCCAUUUUCCAUGUGCCUUGCUCGGGGCGAGUUAGCGCCCCACCAGCAGAGAGAGCAGCUAUUUUGAAAGUGACCCCUCAUUCAGGCAGCGACUGUGCAGCUGUCAGGAACCAUGACUGAAGAUGACGGAUUCUGUUGUCGUGGAGGGAUAUGCCAGACUCAGAGAUGGAAAAAAGGUGCUAUGCUUCACUAAAUAUGCUGAUGGAUACGACAGAGUACCUCAGCAAACUUUCAUCCGAGCUUAAAAACUUUCUCUGUACUUUUGUUUACCUCCACAGUGGAAAACUAGGUGGCUCGUUCUCCGAAAGCCGUCGCCUGUAGCAGGUAAAAUCACCGACUCGUUCACGUUUCACUUUGGUUUUUCUGUUAAGUUAUAAUAUGAGGCACUUUACUUCAGCGUGUAAACAAAUAAAUGCGCAUGUUCGCUGCGUCACAGUGGAGAAGCUGGCAUAUCAGGUGGAAGCGUGCGCGUGCCUUUACAUGUUUCCACGGUUUCUUCACUGUUGGUGUGUUUCUUUUCUUCAAGUUAUCGGCACAAUAUCGGUACUGGUAGAAAAAUGAACCUGAUAAUUUUUGAACUUGAAUACUCUCAACAACUGUCCUUUCAGUGUGAUGAAAUUUGGAGGUUUAAGCAGGCCUGUAAUGCUAUCAGUAUUUGUACUGGUAUGUCCAUGAUAAGUUGAAUAAUAUUGGCAUAUUGGAUAUUGGCAAAGUCCAAUAGUUUGCAUCUCUUGAAUAUUGGGAGAAAGGAUUUUAAAGUCCAUAAAGUGAAGAUGCUAACUAUUGCUAUUUAAAGGGAUAUUCCGGCGUAAAAUUAAUUUAGGGUCAAAUACACAUAACACCGAGUUAGACUCCCCCUCGAGAGAUGAAUGUUGGUGACCGCUUGCUUCUCUAGUUAUACCAACUUUAGUAACGACCGCAGGAUAGCAAUACACAACGGUCUCAGGAGCCAUAAACAAACCUCAACCAAAACGCCACUCUAUAGCCACAAAAAAUGCUCAGAACCGAAGAACAGCACCUAACUUUAUUAACAGUAGAUAUAGAGUCCUAGCCAUAGCACUAGCCACCAAACAUCUUUUAGCUUUGCCUGAUUUCAUUAGAAAAGAGACUAAACACCACUCACCUACUCUCUUCCAGCAGCCGCUUGUUUGUGCGGAGACAUCCUGGCAAGUCCAUUGACUGCAGCGGAGUUUCACAGCUCAAGGAAGAACAUUUAUGAUCAUUACGAUUUAUGAUUAAGAUGCCAAGGCAGAAGAAUUACCGCGUCUGCAGUGCACAAUGAUUAUUAUGAUGAUUAUUAUGAUGAUAAAGAAAUGAUCAUAAAUGUUCUUCCUUGAGCUGUGACACCCCACAGCAGUCCGUAAUGGACUGGCCCAAGGUCUCGCUACAAACAAGCAGCUGCUGGAAGAGAGUAGGUGAGUUGUGUUUAGUCUCCUUGCUAAAGAAAUUAGGCAAAGUUAAAAAGAUAUUUGGUGGCUAGUGCUGUGACUGGGACCCUCUAUGUACUGUUGAUGAAGCUAGGUGCUGUUCUGAGCAUUAUUUGUGGUUAUAGAGUGGCGUUUUGGUUGAGCGUGUGGCUCUCUGUAUUGCUAUCCUGCAGUUGUUACUAAAGUUGGUAUAACUAGAGAAGUAACAACAUUCAUCUCUCGACGGGGUGUCUGACUCGGUGUUACGGUGUGUUUGACCCUAAAUUAAUUUCAGGGCGGAAUAUCCCUUUAAGAAGUAAGCGUUACUAUUUCUGUUUUGACAUUGAGCCUUUGUGCUCUGUUGGGCCUUGAAUGUCUCAUGCUGAGAAUUUUUUUCUGGUUUACAGACUCUGAUCUUAAAUCUAAUCUUUUGAAAAGCAUCUCUGAGCGUAAUUUCACAUGUUAGGAAUGUUAUUGACCCAACACGGACCUUGUAAUACACAAAAGACUGAUAGUCAGAGCCCUGCUGUAUUUUUAGAUGCACCCUGAAAGUGCUCUUAGUUAAUGUGACAGAAUAACAAGUAUGCUAGCCUGAUGUUAACUCAUCCAACCCUUGUAUCGCAGGUGACCUCUGACCUUUUUGAGCUGGAAUAAUAAUAAGUAGUUCGCUUUGAUGAAGUGGCGAUAUUGCGUUACAGAGGCAUGUUUCUGUGGAUAGAUGGUGGUCUGCUUAACAUGCUCCACAAGCUAGACCGAGGUUGAGUGCUGCUCAUCUCCAGACCUUUGAUGCGAUGUUAUCACAGCUGUCUGCGCUCAUGCUUGAGUUAUUUGGGUUAAGAGGUGUGUGAAGGAGAGGGAUGCAGACACACAAACACACAGUCUUGUUUUGUCAGUUGACACUGAUUGUUUAAAGGUGCCAGAAGACAGCUACUGCAUGACAAGAUACAUCCUAUUAGUAUUCAACUGUCUCUGUCUCUCCGCCAGAUUGCCUGGUGCUGCUGGUUUUUAAAGACAAGUCCGACAAAGUCCAGGGGAACAAGGAGAAGGCCAGCGUCACCUUGGAGGAGAUCUGCGGUCUCGAGGUGGGACAGUGGUAUGAAGGCGUGGCUUUUACCCUCGCCAUCCUCUGCUUGAACCAGGCUGCGCUGCUGGGCUUCGACAGCAGGGAGGCGCUGCAGGCGUGGGACAUCCGCCUGCGAUACAGCCUUGGAGAAGGUAAGGAAGAAGUCGGAUUUUCUGUUCUCUUGAAGACAAAUACGUCUACAGCUUUCAGUAACAAAUAGCGACAAAGUUUAUGUGUCAACAAAAGUAUAAACAACUGUAAUUGCAGAGUUUUCAAGGUUUUUGUUUAAUACAAUUCACAAAUGGCUUUGAAAGAAAACUAUUUUCCUGAAUGUCCUGAGGGCCACAGCAGCAAAACUCUGUCACCCCGGGGUCUUAUUUUUGAUUAAGAAAAUUUCAGUACACCCUGAACAAAUGACCUCAGGAACCUUGCCAGAGGAAUAAAUCCUGGGAGCUGAUUUAUCAAAGCCCUGCAGGUGCAGCAGCAGCAUUUGGAGUUAAUUUCUGUGUUUCACCUGCAGGAGACAGGAUAAGAGUUCUGCUACAGCAUUUCAGGAUAAGCAGCAGUUUAAUGAUUUAUUAAAGAAACAGGACGUCAUGGUGUAGAAGUCCAGAGGUACAACAAAAGCUUGACUCCAAAUUGAGGACAUGAUCUAGAAAUACUUCAGAAGUUUCAAAACAAGAAGAUUGAACUUAUUGUUAAAGAUUUGUAUACUGAUCAAAAGAGUCUUCACAUAACAGAGUGGGGAGAAGAUAUAUCUGCAAGCGAUGAUGAAUCAAAGCUGUUUUUGUACACAGAGAGACGUGUGCUGAACUUUAAUUAAGGUUAUGAAUGUUUUUAUUAAGAUGCUCUGGGCCUUUAGGAGUUUUCCAAUGAAAAGCAAAAUGAAAAAACAAGUGAUGUUGCACAUUUCAAACAUCAAAAAGUAAAAUACGAGUGAUACAAACCUGAGGGCUCGUAGAAAAAAAGGAAAGCCAGUUUUGUUGUUGUGAACUUUCCUUAAAAUCUACAACAAAAUCUGCAUCAGUCUGUCUCAUCUUUCUGCUUUGUCCUGCAUCUAAAUUUCUUCAAUAACUUUGUACCAAAUGUCUUUUUAUUCUUCUAAAAGAUAUUCUAAAAGUUGUGUAAAUUAAAAACAGCGUCUGGUUUUAAUUUGUUGGAAUAUUAACACUUUCGCAACUCUUUGACAUUGUAAGCAAACAGAGCUUCGAUUUCCUGACUUCCCUUAAAUGCAUCCUAAAUGAUUGCUCUGAUCCUAACAAGCUCUUAAAGCACUUAAAAAAGAUGUGAUGGACGAAGAUGUGAGAGUGUUUAUUCUGCAGACAUGCCUGGAGUGUUGAGUUUCUCUUUGCUUCUUAAUCUGAACUCGUGGCUGUUCCUCAAGUUUCUGCCUGGACUCACUCGCUGACUGACUAAAUAGGCUCUCGUCAACCAUCCCUGAAAAUCUCAGAGACGCUUGUCCUUUACGUCUCUUACUCAGAACGACUGAAGGAACAGAUUUAUCACGCCUUGAAACUCUAAAUGCAAAGCUUGAAAUCGAGUUUGAAGACAGUUUGAUUGACGUGUACCCAGCAUGAUCUACAGUUAUGUAAGUGUUAAACAUAAAGGAGCUAUUUAUAGCUUUGUACUGUACAGCUGCAGGCUGCGGUCCAGAACUCACUAAUGACAGUGCGAUGAGACGUGAUUGUGAGGAUAAGGACAUGGUGCUAAAGACAAAUUGCAGCGCUCUUGUUCCUUCCAAACUGGCGUGUGUGCCGGCAUGUGUGUUUGAAAGAGUGUGUAUUGUUAGUGUGUGUUUGUUUGUGUGGCCCAAAGCUUAAUAGCAUAGAGUGGAGUGUGUCCAAACCAGAAAAAUGUCACCUGCCAGCCCGGGCUGAGGGCCACAGUGCACAGCAGAGCUUUUGUAAAUGUGUGUGUGUGUGUCUGUGUGUGUUUGAGAUAGUGGAUAAAUCUUUCUUAACCUGAGUGAUGACUUGAUGCAGCUGGAAGACAUUUCCUCCUGAUCGCCUCCAUCAAUCUCAGAGGAUGAAGUCUGUUUGAGGAAGUGAAAUUGUUCGGUUAAAUACAGCUGGAAGACACGUCACACAAACUCACAAACAUUAUUCUCAUGUUUGACUUCGAUUUAAGCGCUUUUAUUAAGUUACACAGAUGGUAGUGAUGGGUUCAGAUUGAUUGCAUCAGGCUUCAGAUCCGAGUCGUCCUUUUUUUUCUGGCUGGUUUCAUUUUCCCCCCCUGUGCAGCUGUUUCUCCUUUUAUUGGUGAAUGAAAAGGAAUCUGUGCUGAGGUCAUCGUUAAAUCAGGCACACAGUGUUUUCUGUCCAGACAAGUCCAACUGCAGCUAUUUUCAAUCUGGACUCCCCUCUUCCUCGUCAAUCUGACCAGAACUCUGGUGGUUUGCUGACUCAAAGUGUACCAUACAAGUCCAAAUAAAGAGUAAUUACACUGAAUCCAAUCACACAUUCGCAUGCCUAUCUUGAUGCCAGGGCCAUUGCAUUAAACUGUUAUUGAUAAUAUUGUUAGAAAAAAAGAAAUAUUGCUUAGAGAUGGACUAAUUAAUUGGUUUGGCUGGUACUUAAAAGUUUCAAGGAGUAUUGUGUGAUUCAUUUCAAAAUAAAAGCAUAAAAGCAACCAAAACACAGUAAAACAGUAAAAAUGUAAUUGAAGUUGAACAAAAAUAACUUUAAUGAGGCUUGAAGAUUGUUAGUGCAAUAAUAGUAGAUACCACCAAUAGUAGUACCAUGGGGGGGGGGGGGAGAAAAAAUCGAUACAGCAUAGUAUCGUGAUAUUUUGUUUGGUGAUAUAUCGUAUUGUCUCAUUUACCAAGUAUCGAUUUUAAUUGCUAAUAUUAAGUCAAAUCUAUGAUGAUAAAAAAUAAAAUUAACUGUUUGUCCAGUGAGGUUGGCAGAAGUGAAAUCAUAGAGCAGGAGAAAGUUGGUAAAACAGAUAUAUAUAUAUAUAUAUAUAUAUAUAUAUAUAUAUAUAUAUAUAUACAGUAUAUAUAUAUAUGUAUGUAUACAAGGUUUGCAAGAUGUGCUACAUGUGAAUAAAAUUCAGCGUAAAUAAGACAAACAUAAAAGAAAGACAAAUCCUAAAUUGGCUAAAAAGUUGAAAAAAUUAUAUAAAUCGUAAUAUAUUGUAUCGCAAUACUUACUGUAUUGCAAAGUGUUAAAAAUCACAAUAGUAUGGUAUCGUAGAUCAAGUAUUGUGAUAAUAUCAUAUUGUGGGGCCACUAGUGAUUCCCACCCCCAGCUACCAUCAUUUUCUUUGAACUUGAGUUGUUGCAAAACACUGGUAUUGAUGAUAUCCACCUCUUUAAAAAAUAAAAUAAUGAUAUUGUGAUAUUUAUCUGUUUUUUGACUGAAAUAAAGUAACUGGAACCGAAGGUAGAAGAAACUUUCAAAAUAAAAGCAUAAAAACUAAUUAUAUAAUGAGGUAAUGUUGUUUUUUAGUCACAGGGCAGAUGUUAAAACAUAAAUUUGAGUUUUAUUUAAAAAGGAUGAUGACAUGUGAGUUAAUUGUGUUUAUUGGUAAAGUGUGGCCACACGGCGAACAGCAACAGUCAGUAAAAUCAUCCACACAAAAAGUUUUGAAAUAUAAACGACUACACUGAUGAGAUUGUGUUAAAAUACAGAGUCAACGAACAAAUUCUCUGCUUUUCUUUGUCCUCCUCAUUGCUUUCCGCGUUUACAGUUCACAGAUUCAGUGUUGGAGUCUUACCAGGGACCAAGUUGGAGAGCGGACCUGCAACUCUUCAUUUGUGCAACAGCUUACUGGCUCUGGCCCGGGAUGUCCCUCCUGUCAUUAUAGGCCACUGGAACCUUCCAGACCUGCGCAGAUAUGGACCCGUACCCAACGGGUUUGUGUUCGAAGGAGGAACAAGAUGCGGUUACUGUAAGUUUUUGUCUUUAGCUUGUUUGGUGUGUUUAUUUUAGGAACAAUGGCCUUUUUUGCUGUUAUGAUGCUCCUAAAACUGGUGUUAAAUGUCUGGCAGAUGGUCCCUGAAGGCAUCAAGAUAAUUAGUUAUUAGUGUGAGGCGCACACUUUGUGCUAGGGGAGCAUAAAGGGGGAACUAAAGAGCUAUAAAAACAGUUCUGAGACUAAUCAGACUUGGAUGUUUACUAAAAAGAAGAAAUGGGAGGUCAGGAAAUUAAAGCAUCCUCUACAAAAGGAGAAAAUAAACAAAACCAGGUUAAAGUUACAAAAGUAAGAGGACACGAAACCCAAUGCGAUGCUACAAAUUAAUCAGAAAAAUAUGGUUUUGAGAAGAACUAACAACCACAUCAAAUACUAACUUCAUCAUCUCAUGACAAGAGUGUCUCUUGUGUAAAAUCAGGCUUCAUUAUUAAAUACUAAGAGCUCAUAAAACCCCCAUGAGAGCGGUGUUUUGUUUAUGUCUCUUUCAAACAGACCAAAUAAUCACCAGCUGUGAUUUAGAUGAUUCAUCGCUUGCUUUUAUUCAGUGAUGUCUGUGAGCGAGACAAUCCUUUCUUACACAAUGGAAGCUCUACAGGCUGAUCGAAACAAGGAAAUAGUGAACACCGUUCCUCAUCCUGACUGUUUUUCAUGGUUUUACAUAGUUCUGUCUAAAUGAAAUCAUAACGCAGUACCUUAAAAUCCUGUUCAGUCAUUCAGAUAUUACUCUGCUCAAACCUAAAGAGAAAGUUGUGCUGCAUGGUUGAAAUACCUCUUUCUACAGGUUUGGUGUACCUGGAUAAAGGGAACACAGCUAAUGCACAAAGCCCGCUCACUUUUUACAGAUAUCCAUUCAAUAGUCGGCCACGACAGGAUAUGAAAAGGUGGAGCAAAUAAGAUAGUUAUCUGGUUGCCAAGGCACCUGUCAAAGAGUGGGAUAUUUUGUCUUCUAAGUUGAUCUGUUGAAAGCAAGAAAAUGGGAAAGUUUGAGGGUGUUGUGAUGGCUGUGUGACUGGGUCUUCUAGGGUGUUCUUGGUCUGUCUUGGUCUGUUCUUGGUCCACGGAAGGAGAACCGAUGAACCAGGCAUAUGGAUGGUAACAUUUGAGCACAUUGAUUUCAAAAUGCGGUUAUGAGAGCUGCUGUAAAAUUUGGCAGAGGAGGAUGGCAGCCCUGCAACAGCUGCAGCUGCAGUCGGUGUUGAUGGAGUCGUUUUCAGCUGCAGACGGUCAAAAGUUCAGCCUUUUGGACUUGAUUUGAUGCACAACGCUGAUGUGUUCGGCCAUGAAUGUUGUGUUCAUACCUGCCAACACUCCCGUUUUUCAGGGACUCUCCCAUAUUUCAGACCUAUCUCCCACCCACCUCCCGUGUUGUCAUUUCUCCUGGGAAUCUCUCGUAGUUUGAUGGUCCACGUUCAUUCAUGAAUCCGAUCACUAUAUUUGUCCAAAGUUGCCAGGCUUCCAGACAACUGAAGAUUGUCCUGUGUUUCUGCUGAGCCUCACAGACACUGGAUUGACACUUUUACUUUACAAUUUGGGAUGAUUCAGGUUUAAGCUGUGAACUAUAUUUAAGCAGCGUUUGUCACAAAAUGAACACUUCAAUAAAAGGGAAACAGAUGCGAGAUAUAAUAUUUACGUUGAUAGUCUUGCACCGUCUCGGAGUGAUGCGUUCAGGGCAGCCUCAGAUAAAAGAGAACAUGUAAAACGUAUGAGGACUUUAACACUAAUAUUAGUGGACUAGAUAAGUUCAAGGCAUAUCAUAGCAAAGGUAACCCCAAAACUGCCCGGAUUGUAUAGCCCAAAUGUUGGCAGGUAUGGUUGUAUUCCCCCUUGCAGGAAAUAUUUUGCAACAUAAAUUGCAUCUGGAUCAUCCAUAUCUUUCAUUUGGUCACUUUGGACCACCUCAGGCAUAGCUUUGACUCAAAGCACGUGCCGUAAGCUUGAUCAGGAGUUGACUGAGGAAAUGAUGAGGCUGCCAUCGCUGCUGCAGAGCACACAGAAAAGAUAUUUUUUUGCUUGUGUUGGCUUUUAAAGCUCUGGAGGGACUCUUUUUUUUUGGUGAAACUGCUCUUUUAAAUCUUCAAACUGGUUUGAUUUGCUGACAUUUUGCUUAGGCACACUUCAUCUUCAUCUCUCUGCUUGGACUGUGCUUUUAAUGUUUGCUGUCAUCGUGACGUAGUUCAGCUGAUUUAGCUGCUUUUAGUCAAACUAGCAGGUAGUUGUAGUCAUAUAUGUGCUCACGGUAGUACAUUUUAGAUGAAAUAAAGUUUUGGAGGGGCUGACAGUUUUGUAUAGAGAAGUUGUUCUUAACUCAGUUCGACCUUAACUGAACUCAUUUAUGUCUGUUGUUUUGGAGGAGGAUGUUUGGCAAUCAUAUAGAGGUGAAAUAUUAAUGUGAAUGUGUUUGAGAUCUGCAUACUUUGAGCUCUGGGCGAUGCGAGUGCAAUCACAUCCAAAUAUUAUUAGUAAAACUGACAGAGCAGGCUGUUAUUUGUGAUUUUAUUUACCAGCGUGAGUAAUGUGAAACAGAUGAUGUAAAAGGCUGCAGACCGUAUUUCUCUUGUCUUUGUUUGUUUGCUCUGAGUUGGUGAAUUGUGUUUUUAGAUAAACCAGCUGCUUCACGACAACAAGAAAAACCUGCAGCAGGAUAUGAUUCAGUCCGUUCACGAUGACUCCCGCUGUAGUAACAAUCCAGCUUCAUGCAUCACUCCUGGGAAGAUGCUUUUGAGUACGUGAGUUACACCUCAGCUCAGGUAGAGGCAUGUGUAUCCCUAAGAUACGGCGAAGCGCGGUUUACAUCUUGGAAUAGAGGCCAUUAAAGCCGACAUGGGGAAGGUGUCAACACGCAGACAUACAGCUGGAAAUCUGACACUCGAAAACGUGAUGUACGAGCUUCGUUAACGCUCCUGCAGUGGAUUCGCGUUAUUAAAAGGGUUUUCAUGUGUUCAUGUGACAUGUGAUUGCUCAACACAGUUCAUCAGAAGCAGAGGGAGAAGGUGUGAAGAGUGUCAGACCUUUCACUUCUGAUUAGAGCAGCUGUGGAGCUUCAGCUGCUUUUCCUGGUGAACUCUUAUCCAGGAUCCACUUAUUAGUCUGUCCUCAGAGGUUUUAUAUAUUCAGAAGGAGUUUUACAGGCAUCUUUGUCUUUGGUGUUCAGUGUAUGUGCCGUAUAAAGCGGACAAAUACAAGUUCGAUUAAUAAAUUAUUAAAACAGUUAAGUCCAAAUUAUCCAUUAUUGUUAUUAUGUAAUUUGUCUGUACAGCCAAUUAUUAAAAAAGAAAUAAAACUCCAAGAUAAACAUCAAAUGAAAAACAUCAUGAAUAAAACUGAUAUUUCAUGCACAUUAAAAUCAAAUAUUAAAGGUCAUGUUUUUAAUAGAUUUCUAAUUAAUUUAGGAAGUAUAACGGUGAUAUCAGCCCUGUGAGAGCUGAUGCUGUAAUAAUAAACAUAAUACAUGCUUAUUUUACUCUAAACUAAAGAUGUUUAAGUAUGUUUUCAUGUAUUUCCAGCAUGUAGAGAGUUACUGUUAUUUAACAGCACCUAAGCUGUUACUCAUGGAGUUUGUUUUACAUUUGGCUGGGAGUAGAUGUUAUUGAAAUCGUAAAUUGACUAAUAUCGCGACUAAAAAAGUCACUUCUGUGUUGGAGAAAGUGUUUCUUUGCGCUUAUCUGGGUGUUGGCACAGGUUUCCUUAAACAUCUUUGAAUUCCUCUCGCAUGUAAACAAAGAAUAGUGCGAGUUUGACCAAAAAAUGCUCCUCUUGCUGCAGAAACAAGAAAGGUCAUCUUAAACAGACUCAAAGUUGUUAACACGUCCCACAUUAACAACACAAUUCAAAGAGCUGCGCCUCUUUGUAUGGAUGUUGUUUUAUCUCUCUAUAGAAGAGAGAGCAGACGGCUCCUCCUGUUUUCUCACUUACACAGAAUCUUUACCAGGUUGUAACUGAAUAAACUCUGCCACCUGUUCUUUAUUUUGCUUUGUGUGUUUUUUUUAACUCCCCCCUUCUUGUAGCGCACCUGAUGUUCGGUCACUUGCUGUCAAACACAUGACAUGAAUAUGUGUGUUUUCAUCCGGAAAUGACAAGAUAUGACGUUAACCAAAGUAGUGACCGCGCCAGAGGACAGUAUGAGAUGAUGUACUUCUUAUUAGGGUCAAUAACAUAUCAAGACUUGGUCGCAGGUAUAUUUUCAAUUAGGACUAGUGCCGACCUUUGACCCCACUCACAGCCAGGAGAGUGUUGGAAUGUGAUUGAAGCCUGCGUUGAUACGGGUGGUCUCAGGGACAGGGUGACACUGCGACCCUUCCACUGGUGACACCUUGUGUUGGACAGCCAUUUGUUUUGUCUGAUGGAGGUCUGUGCUGCACCACCUUUGACCUUUAAAUUCCUGUAUCAACUAGGAUGAUAAUUCAAAUACAUGCAAUAGAGCGGGAAGAGGGAGUGAAGGAGACUGCAACCUACUCAAUAUACAUUGUCCUGCUUAUUGCACUGCUACUCAGCGAAUGAAUUAUGUUACACCAGAUAGAGAUUUGGAAAUGAUUCGAUUAAAGCUAUAUGGUUGAAAACAGUCUGUAACACUUCUGCUGUCUCCAUAGCAACCGUUACCUCUUGCCGCUCUGCAGAUGAGUAAACUAACUUGAGUGACAUGAAUUUAACUGAGCCGAGAAAUGAUUGCCAGGGGUUAUGAUCAGGGCUGUAUCCAUAGCAACGUGAGAUUAUCGAGAAAUAACAGACUGUUGUGAUGGGGUAUUGACCAAUGAAGACUCUUUCAAAGUGAUUGACAAAAGUAGAUCUUUACUUGUGCUACAAUAGUCAUGCAGUUUUGUUGUUAUAACAAUGUCAGCAUUCAUAACAUAAAGACAUUAUUAAAGCUACUAUGAGGAGUUUUUUUUGACGUUUAUGAAGUAUACUGAAACUCAUAUUGAUUACUUUUAAUGAUAUCCAUGAUAUCCAAAAACAACAUGAAAUCAUUAUUUUUUAUGUCUGCAACUGGUUCAGGGGGGGAAAGGCUGAGGAAACAGAUUUAAUUUGACAUUUUCCACAGAAGAUAUCCACAAUAAUGAUGCUUUUGACUGUAAAAAGUCACCAGGAUGAGAUAUUUUGUCAAGAGGCAGUACUGCCGCAUGUAGAGGACAAGACAAACAAAGACGGCUUUGUUUGUCUUGUCCAGGGGGGCGCCUAAAUUGAACCAAAAGUUCUUUGCAGGAGCUUUAAGUUUAUUAUGAGGCAAUAAACAAGAAUGAUGUUUAAUGUAAACAAAGGCCUCUCACUCAAUAUGUAAAUUUGCUUUUUAAAUGGAGGCAUGGGUUUAAUGGCCAUGCUUUCAUUAUGUUUUGAUGCAGUCAAAUGAAGCUAAAACCGGCUGUUAGCUACCCUAAGUUAAUUAAGCAGUGCUGUUUGGAUUCAGAAGAGACGCGUUUAAAACGCAGCAGAAGGAGCUCCAGAGUUAAAGCGUAUGAUAUUCAUUUAUAGCUCUCUAUACCAUGAUCACAGUACAGGCCUGUUGGAUUAGAUUAGAUUUAUUUAACUGUCCUCAUGGGGAGAUUUGUUCUGGACAGGGACAUAAGGCUCAGCACAUCUUUAUUUACUGUAAGGAACAACACCAGGACAGAAACCUGGGAUAUAACCCGGGCUAAGGUUACAUGUUUCUCUCAUGUUGUUCAGGGUUACUUUUGACAUCAUUGGCGCUAUAGAGUUGCAGUGGGAAAAAAUAACAAUAGGCCAGUAUUUAUCUUUGGGUUUGUACUCACAACGUUGGUUACGUGGCGAUUUUUAUUACUUUCCUUUCCUCUGUUUACUACCUUAAUCAUCACUUUUAGUUUCAUGGUAAAUUUGGCUUUAAUGUAACUGAAAUGUAUUUUUUCCCCUUAGUUUUAAGACAUGUUUAGUUUAUUGAUGAACCUUAAAAAUAUCUUAUUUGCAGCCCCACAAGAUAGCAGUCAUAUGAGAAUUUAGAUGACACCCACAGGAGGAGUAGAGUAACGUUCUGCUAAUUACUGUGCAUUUGGUCUCGGGUAUUUCAGUGCUGUAAUAAAUAACGUGACACUAAUAAAGUCUGCUUUCUACAGGGGCCGGGGUUUUUCUGCUGGCGUCUGCAGAGAGCGAGCAGAUCAGCUUUCUGUUCGACUGUAUCGUCCGAGGCAUCUCCCCCACCAGAGGCCCCUUUGGACUGCGGCCAGUUUUGCCAGGUCAGUAUGAGAGGUGUUCAAAACCCAACCGUGUGUCUGUGAGAAAAGAAAGAAUGAAGCUGUGUGGAUUUUUCCAGAAAGAUAGAUAGAGGGUGGAUUUUUUUUGUGAUGAUGUUUUGCUAAUUGGUGACUGAGUUGUUUCCAAGGUGUAUAAGCAAACACCAAAGUCAACACUGGCCAUUUAAAGUGUAGCAGACCUGGCACGGCUCCCCUCCUGCGCCUCCAGGGAUUUGUCCUCGCUUUUUAGGUGUGCUGCCUUCCUGGAAUCCGACUUUUUUUUGGCUGAAUGAGUCAGAGGCUUCCUCCGUCUGCUUUGAUGUGACUAAAUUAUGACUGACAGCUGUUUUUUUAACAUAAUUGGAUAAUCUGCAGUAGGAAUUUAUAGUUUAGUCAAAUCCUAACCCCUGCCUUGAGAGCACUGUGUUUGAUAUAAAGCGAAGGGUCAUCUUAGACACUGGUAAGAGGAUAUCUGCUGUACUCACCGUGAUUAAAGCAGCAGAUUUUGUUGUCGUUCAUGUACAGUUGAGGUUGUAGCGCUACUGUUGAGCACAAGCUGGCUGCUGGGCCGACUUCCAAACAGUCAUUAGAUGUCUCUUACUUGAAAACAGCAGGGUUGUCUGGCAAGAUAUCAAUUUGUCAAAGACAGUGAGGUUAGUCUUUUUAAUGAGCACACUGAGCUCCAGCAUGUCCGCCCUCAGCUCCUCUGUUCUCCUGACACCAUUUGUUAAAAGUUGGCAGCUUCUGUCAGUUUGUUAGCUAAAAAAUUCUCAUUUUAAAGCCCCUUCCUUGUUUUUUUUUUUGUUUGUUUUUUUAAGCAUUUUAACUUAUUUUUGUUCUAUCACUUCUUGGGAAAAUGAUGUAAAAUAAUUGAUUACCUUGAUCUUUCAUAGUACAUGAAGAGUUUUUGUGUCUAAUAGCCUCGUUUUGAUUUUCUGGGAAGCACUUUGGUUGAUUCUAGUUAGGCAAUUAUACCCCACUUUUUUAGCGGUGAUGCCAGGCAACUAAAGUUAGCUGCAAAUUGUUUAGUGUGGAAGUAUUUAUCAGCAGAUUGGACUAGAAAUUUUCCUCAGGAGUGUUGAAAUCUGAAAGUGGAAGAAAAAGUGGGUAAGAAAGUAAAAAGUAAGUACAAUUUAUAAAUAUAGCACCAAUCAAAACCUGAAGGACAAAGUGCUUUACAAAACAAAAUCAAAUUAUCGAAUUAUCAAUGUGAGUACAGUACAAACAAUAAAGAACCAUCCGGACAAAAACAAUGUCUGGAUCUAGUUCGGAGGAACUUAACAGUGGCCUGAAUUUAACUGGAAGCCAGUGAAUAAUAUGGGAACAGAAAGAGGUCUCAAUGAGAAGUCUUGCUCCAGAGUUUUGCAGAGUUAAUCACUACGGUUCAGAUAAAUCAUUAUUCAUCUCAGACAGGAAAAACCAACGAAUAACCAUUUCCAUCUGCUUGAAGGAUAACAGAGGGCGUAUUGUUCUGUCUGAGGUGAAAGUAGCAGGAUUGAACAACUAUCUUAUCAUGAUUGCCAAACUUCUUCUGGCAGUCAAAGGUAACCCAGAGGUUUCUGGCAGAGGAUUUGGCAUUUGUGGCUAAUGAACAAAGUUGUUGGAGGAUAUUGGUGGUUAUUUGGUUUGGGGCAAAAACCCAACAGUUCUGUCUUACUGUGAUUUAACUGGAGAAAACUGAAGGAACAUCCAGUUUCCCAUUCAGGCUCGAUAGUUGUGGAGAGUACAUGGAUAUAAGAGGUCAUCGGGUUUAACAGACAGAUAUAGCUGUGUAUCGUCAGCAUAGCAAUGGUAGGAAACACAGCCAAACUGAUGGAUCAGGUGACCUAAAGGGGGGGCAUGUUUAAAGAAAACAGAAUAGGUCCAAGAAUUGACCCCUGAGGCACCCCUCACACUGUCAGGACAGUUGGACAGUGUAGCCAUCGGGAAAAGCUAAACUAGCCUGAAGUGAAAAUAUAGGGAACAAACAACAUCUUAAAGGUAUAUUCGGGCGUAAAAUAAAGUUAGGGUCAAACAGUGUCGAGAGAUGAAUGUUGCGUCAUGAUCGCACGAUAGCAAUACAGAGAGCUGCGCGCUCAACUAAAACACCACUCUAUAGACACAAAUAAUGCUCAGAACAGCACCUAACUUCAUCAACAGUACAUAUAGGGUCAUAGCCACCAAACGUCUUUUUAACUUUGCCUAAUUUCUUUAGCAAAGGGAGUAAAUGCAACUCACCCACUCUCUUCCAGCAGCCGCUUGUUUGUACGAAGACCUUUAGGCAAGUCUAUUAUGGACUAAAGUGGGGUGACCCAGCUCAAGGAAGAACAUUUAUGAUCAUUACUUUAUCAUUCCCUUUAAGUAAUAAUCAUCAUAUUAAUCAUUUUGCACUAAAGACGCAGUAGUUCUUCUGCCUUAGCGUCUCGGUCUGAUUACAUUUCCAUGAAGAAAUGAUCAUAAAAGUUCCUCCUUGAGCUGCGUCACCCCGCUGUAGUCGAUGGACUCGCCCAGAGAUGUUUGGUGGCUAGUGCUGUGUCUAGGACCCUAUAUGUACUGUUGAUGAAGUUAGGUGCUGUUCUGAGCAUUAUUUGUGGCUUUAAAGUGGCGUUUUGGUUGAGCGUGUGGCUCUCUGUAUUGCUGUCCUGCGGUUGUUACUAAAGUUGGUAUAACUAGAGAAGCAAGCAGUUAGCAACAUUCAUCUCUCGACGGGGUGUCUAACUCAGUGUUGCGCUGUCUUUGACCCUAACUUAAUUUUACACCGUAAUAUCCCUUUAAGUGCUAACUUUAAGUGUGCUAGCUCUGCUGGAGUUAGACUGCAAACCAACUAUACCUGUAUACUCUGAUUUCUUAAGAAUUUUGUUGAAACAAUAAUGAAACGAGAUAUCGGCUUUACAGCUUGUCUCCACCGCCACAGUGUGUUUCAAAUAAAUCAUUAUCCCAGAUUCAGACAAAAGCAAAACAGAGAAAUAAUGUUGCUGAAUGAGUGGGUAACACUUUCAUCCUUGAACAUUUGAAUCACUUUUUCAACCUUUUAAGUACAAAAUAAACAGAAUAAGUGAAAUUGCCCCUGAUAUUGAUACAAGGGCCAGUACAAGUAAAUGCUUUCAUCUCUGGUCCUUAUCUAAGUGUUUUCUUCUGUUCUUGUUAUUUCACUAACACAUUUGGAUGCUGCAUGUAAUAUGACAGAAAAACUAUAAAACUUCAUCGGCUCUCCCGCUGUGCUCUUUCACGCCUUUGAUUUUUCCACACUAGCGGUUUAAAAACAUUUUCUCACUCAGUCUGCAACUUAACAGGAAAUGUGGACCUGGCAGCUGCAGGGGCUUGUGGGUAUUCUGGUUUUCACACAUCUCGCCGCCCGAUGGCAGGUUGAGCUCAUACUCCUAUUAUUGUGGCGCGUACUUGGAUAAAUAGCUGGGGGGGAUGUCUGGGGGGAGGAGGGGGAAGGGGGCGAGGGGUCAAAGUCACAGUUCACACAAGCAGAGCAGCCAAAGCCUCCUAAUCACUCCGGGCAUGUAUGUAACCUCAUCCACAGGAUUCCACUGCCGCCUCCCCCCUUCAUUUCAUACUCGGUCACCCACCGCUACACUCGCCCUCUCCUUCCAUCCCCCCAUGUUCCUCCCCGUCAUUUUAGACUCAUCUCAUCCCUCCUGCAGCCUGUAAUUGUGUCCCUCAUUCUCACUUGCGGUUCACCUUUGUCAAUGUCUCUGUCUGACAUUAACUGAUUAAACCCUCAGCCUUUUAUUUUGAUUAAUCGCUGUUCUUCCCUUUGGCUUCUUAAAUCCGUCUUUCACCCCUUACGUGCUUUUAUUUUCCCCUCUUUCCGCCUUUCGCGCUCCGUUUCUAACCUCUGGGAAAUGCUGCUUACACUUUAAACUCAGAUUGAAGGAAUCAUUUAUCUAGAAAAGCUGCAGAAACGACAAGUAAUCAAGCUGCAAAGUGCACGGCACGGCAGGAAAUGAAAAUCACGAAAGGUGGCUCCAAGAUCAAGUGAAAAGAUGCCUGCAUGAAACAACCGUGUCAGCAGUUAUACGUCACGUGGAGACAAGCAUGUAGCUGUAGUUUUAUGCACAUUACGGACAAACCAAAAUUGAAUUAGCAGCAAGUUUUCCAAAUGAAAAGUAUGACCUGUAAGUAGUUUUUCCACCCGGCAUUGUGCAGCAGUGAGAGUUUAGAUCUUCUUUUUCAUGAGGUAAUGCAGCGAGUACACAGCUUGCAGAUUUCAUCAGCCAAAUGAUUAUUUCCUGGCUCCUGUAACAGUCAAAAGGGAGGAGGUGUUUGUUGUGCUUAGCUGGGAUGAACAAGCUGCAGAAAUACUGUAGGUGAAAGGACAAAACACCUGUCAGUCAAACACAAACAACUCAGACUGUGCAUCUGGAAACAGAUCGCACUACAUAAUAAUUAGUAUGAUUUUAGAGGUUGAGUUUUAAUAUGCUGGGAGAAAUAAAGUGUUUAAUAUUUUUGCUUUAUUGUCAGCCUCUCCUUUGCAUGCUCUCAUAAAGUCCCAUGAAUCGGUGAUGCUUGCUACAACUCAAGGAAAGAUUGUUGCAGUGAGUCUCAGCACCGACGCGGGACAAAUGUCAAAACUCGACACGUCUGUUUUAAACCAGCCGCAGUCGCAUCAUGUUUUAUAUCACCUCCUAACUCAUCGCAAACUUUACUGCGAUAAAUUUAUUGUAGUGAACGGAGCUUUGGGGAUCAGUAAAGUUCUUCUUCUUCUUCUUCUUUGCUGUAGUAAAGAGUAAACAGAUCAUAUUGCCUACACUGCUGUUGACUCCUGGACUGUUUUCCCCCUUUGGUUUAAAAUAUUUACACUCUGCCAAAGUUGUAUUUGUGUGAUAAAUGACAGAGGGGAGAUGUUCAGCUCAAAUUGCUGAUCCUCAAUCAGUUGAAUCUGCUCAGGUUGGCUUGAACCCAAUAGCUUGGAGUCGGGAUUGCCACAUCCUUUAACGGUACUGCAAACAUAACAUCCCAAUACUCAUAUUUUCUUACACCCAUAACCAACUUAUCCUUCUUAAUGGUUCCAUUCGCUCGUGCUGCUGUGCUGUUUGUUGCACUGGCAGGACACAUCUCAUAUAAGGGCAAUUUAUGUAACCAACACACCACGGGGCAAGGCUCACUAAAGUCAUCUAUCAGUUUGUCCUGGUUGAUUAUUUUUCAAUUUGAGGAGCUGCAGGUUGAUUCCCCACAUGUAGGGUUUGAUCUAAAGCAAUUUCCUAAGUCUGCAACGUUUAAGUCACGUGUCAAAGGGGCUCUAAUAGAGAAAAACAGAAUCGAUCCUGUGUCGGAGUUGACCUUGGUGGUCUUAGGUACACUAGAUCCUUGAACAGCGCCGACGGUCUUUAGCCAGAGCGCGUACCCACACAAACAUGUGGCAGCGCUAUUUUUACACCCUGUAGUGUUCCACAAAUACUGCAAGGUGUUCCCCUGUGUGGCCCUCAUAGACCAAAUCUUAGCACACAAACACUCCUGUCAAAUUGUGCGUUUGUUGUUCUCCUCGCUGACAUGCCGUGGCGGAUGUUUUAUUUUAAUGAGGCCACAGAAAGAUGAGUGAGACUCCUGUGGUUUGGAGUGUCUUUUCUUACUUCUGCGGAUGCGUUUUCACAGCGGUGUCACACUCACAGACACACCUGACUUACCUUAUUAUAACUAGUAAAUUUGACGGCUGCAACAUUGCUUUGUCCCCGCUAACAGACCCCAGUCCUACGCAGACAAGCUCAGAGGAGAAGCUGAACCACGAGGCCCAGGAGCUGGAGAAACGACUGAGCAUGCUCUCACAAAGGAGCAGCACAGGUACAGCAUCUUAUUACCAGUUUCACAAAUGUGUAGCUGUUGUUACAUAAUUACCCCACGGCGCUAAAAUCUUUUAAUGCAGGGUUGCAAAGAAAUCAGAGGAUCCAUGCACUUCUAAUUAUCCUGCGCUUGGUUGUUAAUUAGGUUUGCAGAUGUGAUACUUUUCCUGACGCUUGUGAUUUAUUGUUCUCAUUAUGUGUCGGAUACAAGAAAGACGGCUGAGGAUAAACAGAUUUAUUAUGCUCUUUGAUGAUGCUUUCUGUUUUCAACAAAGGUAGAGACAAAAAGUAAAAUGAGAUGGCAAGACGUUCAAGACCCUUGAAUAAUUCAAUAACUCUGUUUCUGAUUGGCUUAGACGUCUAAACUAUGUGAAGUGUAUCAGACACAAUCAAACUGACUUUUUUUAAAGUUUCUCAAAAGUUAUUAAAUUUUCUUUUUGUGGACUGACCAAGCUGCAACUUUUAGUCUUAAGAGAUUAAGCCUAUGUAGAGGUGCAGUUCCUCGAGUGUCCACUUGAGGCUGGCUGCAAAAGCUCCAGAAGCCACAUACACACCCAUUCAUGAGGUGCAAAAUCGGAGUGUUGCACAUGGAAUAGGGAAAGUAGUCUUAUCGUCGAUCAGUGGGUAAGUGAAUGAAAUCAAAGAAAAAGAUAAAAGAGGGAAAAGUUACAUUAAACAAAAAAAAGAAAAUAAAGGUGGGGUAGGCAGGAAUCGGCUAAAGAAGCUUUUUUUUUGUGGUGUAUAUUAAAAAAAAGCUUUUAAUAUCAGUCAAUAGCGAUUAUUUAGCAUGUUAGCGUGCUACUAUAUCAGACGGUAGAAACCAACCAGAAAGUACGGAGAAUCCUUUGGCCACGACCACCAACACAAGCAAAAAAGGAAGUAAAUACUGGAGAAUCUGGUGGAAUAACGAACAAUUAAAAAGGAGGUAGACCACCGGGACAAGAGCUAAAGAAGCCGGGUCAACAACGAUAGGGGACGUGUUGAUCUUACGGACCCUGUAACCUUUCUGCUGGACAGAUAAACCGCUUUGAGAAAGUAAACCAAGUGUCUGUAACAGAAGUGUUUCUUAUCACACGGGACCUGCUGCGUGUUGUAGCGCCGCUAAACUGUUGACCUCGGGUCCUGGACUAUGUCACUUUAUCCUAGUUGUAGAAGUCCUGCAAACAUUGUGUUUGCUGGUAGUCUGUUGGCAUCUACAGUAGCACCAAUGCUUUUUACUUUUACAUUGACUGGGCCCCAUUUGUAAUUAUCUGAAGUAUUUAUCUGCAUUAUAUCUAAAUUUAAUUGAAACGAUACAAGUGAGCUGGAGCGUCUGUUUGUGGGCAAAGCAGAGACAGAGGAGAGAGGAGAUGCUGAGGGGAAAACUGGCUGGAAGGGGUAGAGUUUACAUUCAAGAUUUCACCCAAAAACUGGCCUUCCUACCCCACCUUUAACAUAAGAGAAAAACAUAAAAAUAAAUCCUGGCAAGUUAAAUAAAAAUAAAAAAGUUAAAAACACAUAAAUGAAAAAGUUGAACAACCCUAACUAUAUCUAUAAAGUUUACCCUUAACUUCUUGACAUUUAUGAAUGCUGUCUUUGCAGCGUCAUCCUCAUACUGCCCGUCUGCUGGGGGAGACGACCGCAGCAUAUCCGGCUCAUCAGAUACGUCCGACACCAGCCAAUCAGACUGCAGCAUCGGCAGCCGGCUCGCUAUUUGGACCGAGCCUCCCCCUAACCCGUCUGAAAACACCAGCCACACCAAAAGUGUUUUACAGAGCAUGGAAAAGCUUUCUGUCAGCCAGGGAGGUCCCCGCUGUCCUGUCACCAAACCCCCGCGGCAGCUCCAGGAGAUAGGCCGUCAGAGCUCGUCCGACAGUGGCAUCGCCACUGGCAGCCAUUCCUCCUACUCUGGCAGCUUCUCUUCCUACACGGGCAGCCUGGAUAUCACAGCAGGGGAGGAAUUUGGGUCUGUUUUCAGCUUGCCUCCACACUUGGCUCAAGACUUGAGCCCUUGUAGCUGUCCUGCUGCCCCUGGACAUGAAUACCAGGUACCUUCAUCACUCAGGUAUCUCUAUGACUCUCCUAAGAGUCUGUCAGUGGAGGGGAGUGUAAUUAUCAAAGACAAUGAACCCUCCACCUCAACCAAGGACACUCCUGCCUCUUCAAAACCCACCACUGACUCGACAACAGAGGAUAAAAGUAGUGUCAAAACCUGUGAGGGCCACUCAAAGACUCCUGAAACAAAGUCAGUAAGUGAACACUUAGAGGAGGGUAAAAAAACCAAGAUGGCGCCCUCUAGUGAGCACCCAGACUCCUGUCACAUCUGCACCUCAGUCUCCAAAACCAUUGUGACCAUCUGCUCAGUCUGUGGAGGAUUCAAGGUGAGAAAAAAAACUCUUUCUAUGUCAUUUUUUUUAGAUUUUCUCUUGAUUCACGCUCAGAUGAAGAGCAGUUGUAUUUUCGUUGGCCAUCUGUUUGCCUGGAAGGAAAAGAGCACCUUCUCCUUUCUAAUGUCCUCCUGCCCGCGCUCAGUUGUACAACAAGCAGCUUGUAUCAUCAUCACGCUCUCAUACGUCCUGUGGCUCGCUGUCACCAUGACCUUUGUGGCGUCCUGCAGGCUGACGGUGAUACUGCUCUCCAUUCAGUGUGAAGAACAGGAGAAAAAAAACAGUCCCAUGAUCCAUCUGUCCGACAAGUUAGCGUUUUAGCAGCCAGUCGGGCUUGAAACUGGCUUUACAUCUCGCAGAUUUGGCCCAUGAUUCGUGAUCGUCAUGCUGUUUAUUUCUCAUCUGACUCUUAUUUAUUGAUCCAGAACCCACUAUUUAACCAGGGGAUUUAUGUCUUUGGACUUAAAUGUCAACCAAUAAUAUUUCCAGCCUUUAUGCCCACGAUAAAAACAAAUCUUUAAGUAAACAUUUUCAAUUUGAGCUGCAGUUUUUUCCUCAUAAUGAUUCCUCUUUUCUUGAUCCUUCCGUCUGUGGAGUUUAAAGACAUUUUAUUUUGUUUAAUAAGGGGACUUUUUAAAUAGUUUGAUCCUUAAAAUCCAAAGAAAACAAAAAAAAUACCAACCAUAGUUUAACAGAAUCCAAGUUUCGCUUUUUCUUCCUUUGAUAGACAUCUGAAUAUUCAGCUUGUCUUAAUGAUGUUGUUAACUGUGUUUUGUUGUUGUUCUACCGAUGUGCAUUUCAUUAGAUUAACAAAAUUGAAAUGACUGUACUUGAACUAAACUAGAAAUACUAUUGAAAUAUCUGGAGUUAUUUAACACAAAACAAUUUAAACAGUAAAAAUAGUUGAAAAAAAAAGCUGAAAAUACACUUCCAACCUGAUUUGCUACACUCAAUCCCAUCCCUGAAAUACGAUAUGAGAAUGAGAAUGAUAACGAUACAAUACGAUACGAUAACAACAAUGAGACGAAACAAUAUAAUACGAUAGCGAUAUGAUAGCGAUAUGAUAGCGAUACGAUAGCGAUACGAUAGCGGCACGAUAUGCCAUACUAUACGAUACAAUAUGUUAUGAUAUGAUAACAGUACCUUUUGAUAACAAUAAUGAUAUUAUAAUUAUAAUGGUAUGUUACGAUAUAAUACCACAUGAAUGAAAACAAAUGAAAUCUCUGAGUUGAUGGUAACUAUUAAAUAAGAAGCCACUAAUAAAGAUAAUGAUAAUGAUACGAUACAAUACGAUAACAAUUUAAUACGAUAACGAUACAAUAACAAUAUGAUACAAUGGCGAUAUGAUAGCGAUACGAUUUGCCAUACCAUACGAUAGAAUAUGUUAUGAUAUGAUAACAGUACCUUUUAAUAACAAUAACGAUAUUAUAAUGAUAAUGAUAUGUCACAAUAUGAUACCAUAUGUAUGAAAACAUAUGAAAUCUGUCAGUGGUAACUGUUUAGUAAGAAGCCACUAAUAACUUUCUGCAAAUGUUAAUUUUAUAGGUGGAUAUUUUGCGUUAGAUGUUUGAAAAAUGAAGGUUGGAAGAUUUGAUUCCUGCUGCUCUGGUGUAUGUGUGUGACUUCUUGAAUAGAUACAUAUAACCAGUAGAGAUCUGUGUGUUUGAUAUUAUUCUAUAGGUAUAACUCUGAUCUGUCUUUCACUGCAUAAACAGCGUAGUCUGCCUGUGCCUACAUGAUAAAUGCCUCCACGUGCAUUUGUCAGAGUUUGUUUAGCAGCACAGUUAUGAGCCUGAAUAUUUUAUGUCUGUGUGUUUGAUCUUUCUUUAUUUUCCCCCACUGUAAUUAGAGACUCCAGUCGGCUGUGCUGUCAUUUUAAUUCAGAGACAAACCACAGAACUGAUGCAACCUACGCCUCACGUUAUCAGACAGAAGGUUUAUAUCAGGUCAUCACUUCAGUCUGUUAUCACCUGCUCUGCUCUGCUGAUUGUGCGGCAUCUGUGUGAGAGAGCGCCGACUUCAGUCUGUGUUCAAUCUGUUAUCGUCAUUAAGUGGUUUUAAAGUUUAAUGAAGGAGAACUGGACUUUGUGUACCGUUUUAAUGUGCACCGGAGAUCUGAUCAGGAGUAGUCUCUUUGAAAACCUGGUUGUUGCAGACUGCAGACUCUGUUUUGAGGAUUUUUGCAUAAGCAGAGUCCAAGCUUGAGUUUAAACUCAGGGAAAGAUUAAUGUGGAGUAUUUGGCUCCCCCUGCUGGUGGUGCAGUAAGGUUAAAAACACACAUUUUAUUUCUUACCUGAAAAAAAAUGUGUUGUCUCCAGCAAGUCCUUGGUGAACUAAAUGAAACAUGAGAUGAUGGAGCAGCGUGGGAGAGCAUUUAUCACCUUCAGCAUGAGCAACACAAUACCCCCCCUGUGGUGUUUAUUAGCUCUCAGCCAAAGGGCUACUUCAAAAGAAAAGAUUAAAUAUCAGCUUCAUACGAACGUAGACGCCGUUUCACUCUUUAAAAACACAUUUAUGAACGUAUGAAGGUCGUUUUUAUAAGAUAAUUUCUAUUAUUGUAGCUGACAUGCUGUUUAAAAAGGUUUGCCUGGCUGGUUUGAUAUAAGAGAGGGAUUGUGGGUAAUAAAUCUCCAAGAAAAAUCAUAGUGUAGAGUCAGCUCUGUGUGUGUGAUGGAUGAAGUCAUCUGAUGUGACAUUCAGAGCGUUCACAGCCAGGGCACCUCACAUCUGUGGCACCGAAACAGCCCUCAGCGCUGAGCUUAGAAAGGGAAACCAGAGCAGUUGUGUUUGUUUUUGCAAGAAACUCAUGAAAAGGCAAAAAACAAAAAAUGAAUUGAUCCUGUUAGUGUUUGUGUCCUACGCAUAAAAGCUUGGUGUAGCGUCUUUUUCAGUCCCCGGCGUGACGAAUCAGCUGCUGAAAAUAGUCCCUACAAAUGCACUAUUGACUCCUCUUUGAUUGACACAUGCUCAGAGCUGUUUUUAAGGGAAUGAUGUAAAAAAAAAUUAGCUCUUGUUUUUAUUUGUCAAUGUACAUUUUCAAGAACCAAUCAGCUUGAGGCUGUUUGACGGAGACAGGCUCAGAAGUCAGGGAGCAUUGAGAGACGGCUGAAUGCACCGCUGGUUUCGCUCUUUUCAUGGGAUUGUUGACAAUUAAAAAAUGUAUAGAUCAUUGCCAGCCUUGAAAGCACCCGACCAGCAUGAAUCUAUUUAUACUGUACGUGAUACUAAUUAAACCAGCGCGCAACGAGAAUGUAAUUAGUUUCUGUUUCAUGUCACAGGGGACGCCGAACAUCCCCGCAAGUGGGUCAGUGAUCCCUGCCAUACCAGGUAAGUGUGGAAAAACCACCGCAUGUGUAAAUUCUGCACGCAUGAACUCUGUCUUUGCAUGUUUCGGGAAAACAUUCACUGCUUUUUAAUCUGUUUUGGAUUAAAAGCAAAGUGUUUCAAGGGUUUUCUUGCCCCCAGAACAUCAUAUUUUCAAUUCAGCAGAUCAAAGUGUUGACAAAUCACCGUGCAGCGAAAACAAUAUGUCAGAGAUGGAAAUACUGGAGAAAGCAGCGAGGACGAGCGAGGGUUCACCUCUGCCAAAGAAAGGGAGAGAGAAAUUGGCAUGUCUCUUAGCCGAUCUGCUUGGCUUUCCAAGAGCUGAUAGGCAGCUGGAGGCGAAGUCUCACAGCCUGAACUUGUAUGAGUCAAUGAGCCCAAGGAAUGAGCUUAUAUCUUCACCAACUGUCACCUGUGCUCCGUUACAAGAUGCACGGCGAGAGAAAACAGCUGUCAUUUAUGAAAACUGUUAUAAAUGCCGGGGAGAGCGCUGUCAGCCCCCUCCACGGGCCGCACCUGCCGAAAUGUACCGCGACAGGAACAUUUCCACCAUAAAGACAUUUCCUACAGAGCAGACAAGAAGCAGAGACCGCGAGGCAGCCGUUAAUGAAGCUCCCGGAGAUGCAUCACAGAUCGCCGACGGGCAACGUCAGUAUGAGGAGAUGAAUGGUCAGACGGUGGCUGGUGAAGGUAAGAGGCCUCUUCAUAAAAGCUCCCUGCGACUCCUCUGAUGUCCUCUUUCCUCUUCAGUCUUUUCAAAUGGAUCUCCUCUUUGUUUCCAGUUUGCUGUUCUCUCUAUCAUCAAUAAAAAAAAAUCACACUUUCCCUCCAGGCCUCUCCUUUCUGGUUUUAAUCAACGGCUUGUUUUCUGCCUGCUCUCUCUGUGGGGGUUUUUCUUUUUUGCUGUUUGCUUCUGCGGCCGAGCUUUGAGAAGGGAUCGGAUUUUUCUUCUGAAGAAAACCAAGAGCUCAGAAAUGAGUUAUGAAUAACAACCACCUUUUUGUAAAACACUUACAGUGAAUGUCUAACAAGUUGUGACUUAUGUUCCUUUUAACACCAAAUGAGGAGUAUUUUUUAAAAUCAAACCAAAGCGACUCAAAAGUUUCCCAAAGACUCAUCUUUAAGGCGUUAUUAUUAGUCAGCUGUUUGUCGCAUUAAUGUCAGAGGGAUAAAUGACAGUCAAAAACGGCUUAGAAUUAAUCUAGAAAGUAUUAACGGCUGCAUCUAUCACAAAACCAUCAGUUUAAAGAAAUCCUUUUAGAAGGACAAGUGGUUACAAAAGCCUCAAAAUACUCAAUGUGACCUUUUUAUAUAUACACAAAUAUAUAAAAACUCACUUUUCAUGACCACUGUGCUAUUAUUAAAGCUCCUCAGAUAUUAUUUUAAGCAGUUUCUCAAUGAAACUUUGUCUCGUUUAACGCAAAUCCAACCGGCUUAUGAUUAAAUGUGUCGUAAGCUCCUCCAGUUAGGAUACAUUUAUUUACAACUCUUAUUAUAUCUGGAUUCCAUUUGUUAUAAUCAAGUCUAUGAUCAGAGAAUGUCAAACUCAUAUGAAGUGAUGCUAACUUGCUUCUUCACACCUGGUUUCAAUCACCUCGACCCUCGACUUCAUGCUCAUUUUGAGCCAAAGCUCCACCUGCUGUUCAGUGUAAAAACUGCAUUAACAUAUAUGCAUAUAUGCAGCACGGUGUUUCAUAUAGAGAUUAAAAAACAGGCUUUUUGGCUCCAACACUAAGUUUAUUAGUUUAUUGCAGGCUGAUGCUACAGACCUGUGUUUUUGUUGUUUAUAUCAAUAAAAGUCGACUACAUGAUAUAAGUUUAAUGCAGAUGUACAACAUACCAGAAAUUUAAGUACACAACAAUAAAAGUGCCCUGAACAUAAUUUUGAAAUACUCCUUUAUAUUAUUUGUAAUGCACAAAAGUCAAGGACGUCCAUCAUUUGCACAUCAGCAGAAGAGAUCAGCCAGAAGAGACUUUGAUGUCUUUAAUUCUCAGUUUUUGAUGGUAUUUUCAAAACAAGCACGUCUCUUAUCAUUCAGAUUUUCCUCUUAACACUCUUCUGCAUGUUGAAUCUUAACCAGCAUGCAGGUUUUGAUUCUAUCUGUCCCUCAUAUUUUAUCCAAACUGAUCUGUUAUUUCAUGCUGUGCCACAGUUUGUGUUGAUAAAUCAAUUUACUUUCAUCCGUCUCCAUCUUUGGAUCUGCAGGAAUUCAUAUAUUUCUGCUCAGAGAGCAGCAGUAUCAAUCCCACAAAAAAAAUCAUUUAAAAAAAGCACUGUGGGGGUUUAUUUCCUCCCUCGGCUAUUGGCACAUUAAACUCUACUUAGGUUUCUUAUAUUUUUGCAUUUUCUCUCCCACCAGACAAAAGGCCUCAUAAUAGAGAGGAAAGACGCAGAGCUGAUCCUGCUUAUGAGAUCAUGGAGAGUCGAGCGCUGGAGAGGAACUCAGAGGUAGGCUAAUCCAAAACUCUCUAAUCCGCUUUAUGCUAUCAACAACUCUCACAUUUUGACUGUUAGAGUCUUUGUGCUCCGAGUUCAGCUAAACAUUUCCGGGAAACGUCUGUUAUUGAUGGGGAUUAUAAAAAGUGAAUAGCGGCUUAUUGUGGUAGAGUUAUAAAGGAGGUUCAAGUAAUACCUGAAACUGAACAUGAAAAAUUGUGUUCAUCAGCAUUUUGACGUUUUUAUAUCUUGGCCAGUUUGUAGGAUCGAACUCUGGAGAGAGUCAGGAUUGUGUCUGUAAUGAGCUGAAAUCAUCGCAGAGGUUUUCAGCCUGAAUGAGACUCUUUAUUCUCAGAGGAGUUCCUCAGUUGAUGAGAUGAAGUUUGAUUCUAAGUGUUUUGUUAGACCACAGAUGUAGCAUAAAGACAGGCAACAGACUGUAGGCUGUAUACCACAUGGACUCAGUCUCAGUAAUGUCACACAUUUAUAAGGACUUUUAAAGUCUGACUUAAAGCGACUUUCUGUCAACAUACCAAGAGGUCGGCCUUUAGCGUCCUCGCUAACUGCUAAAUUGCGCCUACUUGUCUGUCAAGUUAGCUGUGCCUCUAAGUAAACAAACCUUGAUAUCUUUAAUGUCUCUCUUUGGUAUUGUUGAUGGUGAGUGGGUCCAUGUAUUAUCCAUCAAUUCAAUCAUUCCAUUCCAACUAGUAAUUGAAAAACGAAAACAUGAGUCAAUAUUUUGUUUAUUUGUUUUUCUCUAUAACCAAAAAAUGAAAACUAAGUGUUUGUUUUUGUUUGUUUUGUUUGUUUCUGAAAACAGAAUACAUAAUAGAGAUGGAAACAAAGCGUUGUUGAUUUUGAGUGCACCUGUUUUGAGCAUACGUGCAUGGAGGCUACAUGAUCCUCAGCGGCAGUUACCAUGGCAAAAGAUGCGACAGAGCGGUUCCAGCGCCAAAAUCUUACGUUGUAACGAAGCUCUGGUUGUAAUUUAAUCUUCCUCCUUUGGAAAAUAUUUAGGAUGCAUCCAUCUCCAUGACAGCAGGUUAGCCUUUCUCUACCGCUCUGGCCUGGAGUUUUUGGUCCACUUUUUUGGCUAUUUUGUUGCCAAUACACAUAUGUGAACAGUAGAAAGGCACUAUGGGAAAUGAGGACAUCAGUAACCCGGGAAUGAAAAGUAGAUUUAUUAUUUUGUUUUUGUUUCCAUCUCUAUUAUAUAUUCUGUUUUGAACUGAAAAUCCAACAACAAACACUUAUUUUUUAUUUUUUGGUUAUAUAGAAAAACAAAUAAACAAAAUAUUGACUCGUUUUUUCGUUUACUAGACUGAAUGGAAUAAUUGAAUAGAUGGAUAAUACACGGACCUGCGUGUAUUACCCUCAGAGAAAGUCCAACCCAAACACCAACGCUGGUGUGAAUACACACUCUGCCCUCUCUGUUUAGAUGUUUUUCCUUUGCUGUCAGAAAGCUCAUUUGUUUUCCGUAUUUUUGUAGGAUUUAAUCGUCUGUAGUCAAUUUGAGAGUACCCAUUUCAAAAAAGCAAAUCGUCCCCUAAUGCCAAAUGCUAGCUGUCCUGUCGAUUUACUCAUGACAGACAAAGAAAGUGCAGAACACAAUUUUUUUUUGGACUAAAUAAAGAUCAUUUAAUUAAUGUCAUUUUAAGUCUUGCAUAACAGGACUCCUCCUAUUGAACCCUUUGGGCGCCAUCAUAUUAACCACAAUUAUGAUUAAAAUCCAAUUCUAAGAACUGUUAGUUCCUCCUGCUGCAAAGAGAUCUACUCGUCUUAUUAUUAUCAUUAGUUGACGCUCAUUAGCGCAGACAUUGUCUCUUCUCUGUAAUGGCUUCAUUCAUUCUCAAAAUGAUGAUGGUCCCAUCAAGGAUUCCCUCUUUGUGGUUUCUCAGUCAGACUGAAAGCAAUAUGGCUGCACUCCACCUCCAAUUUUCACACCACAACAGCCGUGCUUACAGUGGCUGUCUGGAAUCAGAGAUUAUGUGGCCGCGAUUUAAAAGGCGCAGCUAUCCUCCCAUAACCAUGAGGCAUUGCAGACAGUCUUUCCACACGCUAGACGCUCGGUAAAUACUUCACUAUAAAUACUCCUGACGAGUCCACUGAGCUGUUGAAGAGAGAGUCCUCCUCAUGGUUAUGUAAUUGAGUAAUUUGCUUGUCGCUCACUGCAAACUAUAAUCAACAGUUGUUGGCCAUCUGUGUGUCUUUCAGGCUGAAGAAAAGAGCAAGUAUGAGUUGAUGGGCAGCUGUGGUCAGCAGAGGUUGCUGCAGGAAACUGAAGGUGAGUGAGGCCGCUGUUCAGAUAUUUGCAUAAAAAUUGCUGUAAUUUUUACACCCAGACAGGUAAAUUUAUGCAAAUUGUUGCAUCCGAGUGGAUUUUUUUUCUACAAAUGGGCCUUUUUUGGACCAUUUUCAGCAAUGUACUUAACAAUAGCCAGGACCCACUCACAGGAGGAAGAGAAUAAAAGUGAUGACUCAAACACCAGCUAUGAACCUGUUGCUCUGUGUGUGACUUGAAUCAAAGGAGAAUAAAACAAAGCUUAUUAAAAAUAACAAUAACAUGAAAUAAUAAGUCUGGCGAGAGGCGCGACAUCAACAAGAGUAAUGUUCGGAACAGGCAUGAACACCACUUACAGAGUGUUUACGUGAUUUUAAACAGAGUAACACUCUGUGACGUGGAUGGUGAGUUGUAUACAUGAAGCGGCUUCCUGUGGAUACUAUGUACUGUACAGACUCUACAGGGACUUGGCUUUGGAACCCGAGGGUCACCAGUCCGAGUCCAGGAGUAUAAAAAUAAGCUUGAUAGAGAGCUUACUUCCACUGCUAAGGUACCCUUGAGCAAGGCACCAAACUUAAAUGUGUAGCCCCCUGACUUUCAUACCUCCACACGUCCACAGGACCCUGUUUGUGCUUGCAUAUGCAUCUCUUGAUAUGUGUGGGUGUUGUAUAUACAAUAACAGAGUGAGAAUUAAAAUUCUCCUCUGGGAAUAAUAAUGAAAAACCUUCUUGUUCUUCUUGAUUAGCUGAGCCAGCUGAACAAGCUGCAUGUAAAGUCAGAAUCAGCUUCCAUCAUCAAAUCCACAAUUUGAUACCGUUAUAUUAUUCAAGCUGUAAUUCUGUCUUUAUGUUCUAAAAAGCACUGUUGCUGCUGCUACUGGCUAUAAAUACUUUAACCUGGAAGUUAGCGGGUUCAUUUCGAUCCAUUUGAUCAAAUUUUAAAGCCUCAAUUUCUGUUGAGUUUGGCGCCCCCUGUGGACAAAGAAAUGUAUUGUAUGCAUAGACUGUAUUUAGAAUGGACAGCGUCCGCCUCCUCGCUGGGUGAAGCCCAGACUGGUUUGUGCUCAAGUCCUCCUUGUUUUCUCUGCAGCUUCAUUUUUAAAAGUUAUUAGGGGGUUCAAGGAUUGCGUAGCUCAACCGAGGGAUACGCUGUUUGAAACUCUCCUGCCAAAUGCGUACAAUGCUACUGCGCAAGUGGUGGAGUGCGUACAACGCUACUGCGCAAUGUUGGUUUCAGGAAAUGGAGAAAAAACGCAGAAUUACAGAGAGCUUUUCAGCUUCAAAUCCGUUUACAGGCGGAAGGCGGAACCAAUUUGUCCAUAGUAUAUACAGUCUAUGAUCGUAUAUCAAAUUAUAGAAGUGUGUUUGAUUAAAAAAAAUUGCUAUCUGUUUUAAUCAGAUUUGUAACAAUCAAACUCCUGACAAAAGCUUGGACCAAGUAAGUUAAGCGCAUGAACUUGUUUUCAGGACAUUAGCCUUAUAUCUGUUUUUAUGUCUUUCCUUCUCUGACUCAUAAAGUUAUAUUGAAUACUUCUUAAGGAACAUUUGCUGUGUUUCUUGGCUUUACUCACCGCUUUAGUUGUUGCUCAGACUUUAUGACAUCGUGAAGCAGAGAGCUCCAUGUGGGUCGAACCUUUAUUUCUUCCUUCAUCUGUGUUUUAUGUAACACUGUAAACCUGAGUUACAUAAGAACCCAUUUGUCAGGAGGAAACACCCAGAUAUGAAACCAAAGAGAGGGUGCAGCGGUGCGUGUGAGGUUACCUGCCCUGACGUGAGGUGAGAGGACAGUUGUCAGGGGACGCUCGGCCACUUAAGUACCUUACGCCCAGAAACACACCUGCUCUAGAAAGACCUGACAACUGUCACCGUGGGGCUCCAAACCUGUCACUCAUGCUUAUGUACCUUUACACACUCACAGUACAGCUCUGCGCCAUCCUCCCCAUCAUGCUGCAUCAGCGAGCACUUAAUGGACGGGAUGUGCAGGGGGGGGGUUUAUGUUAGGAUGCUUGCUCGAUGGCCACUGAAAGGUGCAGAACAGUUUCCCAUGUGAUGUUUAAGUUGUUUGGAAACAUUUCGUUUUGAGACGUGAAGGUUAAUCUAGUGUGCAAGUGAAGAGGUCUCUGCUGGUGAGAGCUCUUCUCGCAUCGUUUCAUGUCACAUACCAUCUGCUUGGUGUUUAAAGUGACUCAUAGUAGGAGUCAGAUAGUGGGAUUUUCCUGCUAAAAUUUUUAGCUUUCGUACAUGAGACACAGAUGCAUGCAGUGAAGACAGUCUGAGCCUCAUCAUACAAUCAGUACGUUUGCAUGCACUGUUAAGUCAAGAUAUCAUUGUCAUAGCUCAAUGAGGCGAUUUAACAGGACUUGUCCUAAGAUCUAAUCAUUGACAGAAGUGUAAUUGCCCCUUUGAAAAGUGGUAGCGACAUGCUUUCUUUCAGCUUGUAGCUACGAGGACGUCUCCAGGAUCACGUAUUUUGUGUCGAAACAGUCGGCAUCACUGGAUGUUUGCUGCACAACGAAAACACCUUCACUUUUACUGCUCUGUGCUGGUUUUUUUGUACGAUAGGAUUACUUUUUCCCACAUCCAUUUUUCAUUUUUCAUCUCUUGAGGUUUUGUUUAUCAUAUGCCUUUCCAGCAGCACAUCCAUGCUUGUUCAAGGCCCAGCAUGCCUUAGUAAAUUCACAACUCCCUCGGGUUCAGUUUUCUCCUGUUCCCACCUUUGCCUCCAUAUCUGUCUACAAGAAAGGGUUGGAAACCAGCUCUGACAGGAGACCCUGAAAACACAGCUGUCAUUAGACCCCAUGUUUUCCCCUAAGGAAGCAGUUGACUCUGUGAGUCUGGGUCGCCAAGCUCAGCCAGGUAUCCCCUUGAGCAACACCCCAUGUGGCUUUGCAAAGUGAACUAUAUGAAGGUCCCUAAGCCUCAUAGCUGUGGGCAAACCCACCAUUAUAAUGACAGCCAUUAGAAAAGCCCACAUUACUGCUAGGGCUGCUUGCUGUCUGAUCAAUUAGGUAUCAGAGCUUCAAGACGUUGUCAAAGGCUGCACCCGCAGAGACUCUGCUGGCAUCUAAUGGCUUCCCACUGAUUGGAUGAACUCCCUUGGGGUCGGUGCUUCUCAGCUGUGGGUAAUAGUUGCUGCCUGCUGCCAUUUAGGUUGAGUCAAUAGCAGGUCAGAUAGCUUUUCUUUAACCCCAGAGUUUACCUUUUCUGCUGUAUGGACAUUACUGGGCUGCAUAUACAUGGUCAUGUAAUCACAACACUGCUGCAAGAGUAGAAGAUGUGGAUCCAUGCCGGAGUUUACAGCCACUGCAGUGUUACUGUUUGCAGCAGUGAGCUACCAUAAUGUGAUCUUUUUGUCAUACAAUACUAUGGCAUUUUUAUCACACUACACUAUGGCAUAUUUAUCAAACCAUACAAAGAUAUUUUUAUCAUACUAUGUUCUAUUAUACUAUACUUUGAAAUUUUAUCGUACUAUACUACGAUAAUUUUACCACAUGUACCUAUGAUUUAUUAACAUACAAUACUACAACAUUUUUUCAUUCAAUAGUACUUGGUAUUCAAUAGUAUUUUUUUUCAUGCUAUUCUGUGAAAUAUUUUAUCAAACUGUAUUAUGAUAUUUUAUUGUACUUUAAUAUGUUUAUCAUGCUUAACUAUAUUUUUUUAACAUACCAUACUGUGACAUUUUUUUCAUAAGGAAAUAUUUUUUCAUACGAUACUAUGACAUUUUAUCAUACUGUACUAUGAUAUUUCAACAUACUAUACUAUAAUUUAGUUUUAUAAUUAACUUUAAUAUAUAUUUUUUAUACUGUACUAUAUACUCUACUAUAUUUUUAUCAUACUAAAAAUGUAUACAUUAUAUACUAUGACAUUUUUAUCAUCCUAUACUAUGGCAUUUAUUUUCUUGCUAAAAUAUUAAAAGAAUUUUCACACUAAAAAAAGGAAAUUUUUAACAUACUAUACUAUGACAUUUUUAUCAUACUAUACAAAGGCAUUUAUUUUUACACUAAAUUAUGGAAUUUUUUUUCACACUAUAUUUGAAAAUUUCAACAUACUAUACUAUGUCAUUUUUAUCAUACUAUACUAUGGGAUAUAUUUUAAAUCUAAAAUAUGAAAUUUUUUUCACACUAAAAUUUUAAAAUUUUAACAUACUAUACUAUGACAUUUUUAUCAUACUAUACCAUGGCAUUUAUUUUUCCACUAAAUUAUGAAAUUUUUUUUCAUACUAUAUUUAAAAAAUUUCAUCAUACUUUACUAUGACAUUUUUCUCAUACUAUACCAUGGCAUUUAUUUUCAUUCUAAAAUAUAAUUUUUUUUUCACACUAAAAUUUAAACAUUUUAACAUACUAUACUAUGACAUUUUUAUCAUACUAUACUAUGGCAUUUAUUUUUCCACUAAAUUAUGAAAAUAUUUUUCACACUAUAUUUGAAAAUUUUCACAUACUAUACUAUGACAUUUUUUCUCAUACUAUACAAUGGCAUUUAUUUUCAUUCUAAAAUAUAAAAUUUUUUUCACACUAAAAUUUUAACAUUUUAACAUACUAUACUAUGACAUUUUUAUCAUACUAUACUAUGGUAUUUAUUUUUCCACUAAAUUAAGGAAUUUUUUUUCACACUAUAUUUGAAAAUUUUAACAUACUAUACUAUGACAUUUUUCUCAUACUAUACCAUGGCAUUUAUUUUCAAUCUAAAAUAUUAAAUUUUUUUCACACUGAAAUUUUAACAUUUCAACAUACUAUACUAUGACAUUUUUAUCAUACUAUACUAUGGCAUCUAUUUUCAUUCUAAAAUAUUAAAUUUUUUUCACACUAAAAUUUUUACAUUUCAACAUACUAUACUAUGACAUUUUUCUCAUACUAUACCAUGGCAUUUAUUUUCAUUCUUAAAUAUUAAAUUUUUUUCACACUAAAAUUUUAACAUUUUAACAUACUAUACUAUGACAUUUUUAUCAUACUAUACCAUGGCAUUUAUUUUCAAUCUAAAAUAUUAAAUUUUUUUCACACUAAAUUUUAACAUUUUAACAUACUAUACUAUGACAUUUUUAUCAUACUAUACUAUGGCAUUAAUUUUUCCACUAAAUAAAGGAAUUUUUCUUUCACACUAUAUUUGAAAAUCUUCACAUACUAUACUAUGACAUUUUUUCUCAUACUAUACCAUGGCAUUUAUUUUCAUUUCAAAAUAUUAAAUUUUUUUCACACUGAAAUUUUAACAUUUUAACAUACUAUACUAUGACAUUUUUAUCAUACUAUACUAUGGCAUUUAUUUUUCCACUAAAUUAAGGAAUUUUUUUUCACACUAUAUUUGAAAAUUUUAACAUACUAUACUAUGACAUUUUUCUCAUACUAUACCAUGGCAUUUAUUUUCACUUAAAAUAUUAAAUUUUUUUCACACUGAAAUUUUAACAUUAAACAUACUAUACUAUGAAACUUUUUUCAUACUAUACCAUGGCAUUUAUUUUCAUUCUAAAAUAUUUAAUUUUUUUCACACUAAAAUUUUAACAUUUUAACAUACUAUACUAUGACAAUUUUCCUCAUACUCUACUAUGACAUUUAUUUUUCCACUAAUUUAAGGAAUUUUUUUUUCACACUAUAUUUGAAAAUUUUAACAUACUAUACUAUGACAUUUUUAUCAUACUAUACCAUGGCAUUUAUUUUCAUUCUAAAAUAUUAAAUUUUUUUUUCACACUAUAUUUGAAAAUUUUAACAUACUAUACUAUGACAUUUUUAUCAUACUAUACUAUGGCAUUUAUUCUUCCACUUAAUUAAAGAAUUUUUUUUUUCUACACUAUAUUUGAAAAUUUCAACAUACUAUACUAUGACAUUUUUCUCAUACUAUACCAUGGCAUUUAUUUUCAAUCUAAAAUACUAAAUUUUUUUCACACUAAAAUUUUAACAUUUCAACAUACUAUACUAUGACAUUUUUCUCAUACUAUACCAUGGCAUUUAUUUUCAUUCUAAAAUAUUAAAUUUUUUUCACACUAAAAUUUUAACAUUUUAACAUACUAUACUAUGACAUUUUUAUCAUACUAUACCAUGGCAUUUAUUUUCAUUCUAAAAUAUUUAAUUUUUUUCACACUAAAAUUUUAACAUUUUAACAUACUAUACUAUGACAUUUUUAUCAUACUAUACUAUGGCAUUUAUUUUUCCACUAAAUUAAGGAAUUUUUUUUCACACUAUAUUUGAAAAUUUCAACAUACUAUACUAUGACAUUUUUUCUCAAACUAUACCAUGGCAUUUAUUUUCAUUCUAAAAUAUGAAAUUUUUUUCAUACUAAAAUUAUAACAUUUCAACAUACUAUACUAUGACAUUUUUAUCAUACUAUACCAUGGCAUUUAUUCUUCCACUUAAUUAAAGAAUUUUUUUUUCUACACUAUAUUUGAAAAUUUCAACAUACUAUACUAUGACAAUUUUUAUCAUACUAUACUAUGGCAUUUAUUUUCAUUCUAAAAUAUUAAAUUUUUUUCACACUAAAAUUUUUACAUUUCAACAUACUAUACUAUGACAUUUUUAUCAUACUAUACCAUGGCAUUUAUUUUCAUUCUUAAAUAUUAAAUUUUUUUCACACUAAAAUUUUAACAUUUUAACAUACUAUACUAUGACAUUUUUAUCAUACUAUACCAUGGCAUUUACUUUCAUUCUAAAAUAUUUAAUUUUUUUCACACUAAAUUUUAACAUUUUAACAUACUAUACUAUGACAUUUUUAUCAUACUAUACUAUGGCAUUAAUUUUUCCACUAAAUAAAGGAAUUUUUCUUUCACACUAUAUUUGAAAAUUUUCACAUACUAUACUAUGACAUUUUUUCUCAUACUAUACCAUAGCAUUUAUUUUCAUUUCAAAAUAUUAAAUUUUUUUCACACUGAAAUUUUAACAUUUUAACAUACUAUACUAUGACAUUUUUAUCAUACUAUACUAUGGCAUUUAUUUUUCCACUAAAUUAAGGAAUUUUUUUUCACACUAUAUUUGAAAAUUUUAACAUACUAUACUAUGACAUUUUUCUCAUACUAUACCAUGGCAUUUAUUUUCACUUAAAAUAUUUAAUUUUUUUCACACUGAAAUUUUAACAUUAAACAUACUAUACUAUGAAACUUUUUUCAUACUAUACCAUGGCAUUUAUUUUCAUUCUAAAAUAUUUAAUUUUUUUCACACUAAAAUUUUAACAUUUUAACAUACUAUACUAUGACAAUUUUCCUCAUACUCUACUAUGACAUUUAUUUUUCCACUAAUUUAAGGAAUUUUUUUUUCACACUAUAUUUGAAAAUUUUAACAUACUAUACUAUGACAUUUUUAUCAUACUAUACCAUGGCAUUUAUUUUCAUUCUAAAAUAUUAAAUUUUUUUUCUACACUAUAUUUGAAAAUUUCAACAUACUAUACUAUGACAUUUUUCUCAUACUAUACCAUGGCAUUUAUUUUCAAUCUAAAAUACUAAAUUUUUUUCACACUAAAAUUUUAACAUUUCAACAUACUAUACUAUGACAUUUUUCUCAUACUAUACCAUGGCAUUUAUUUUCAUUCUAAAAUAUUAAAUUUUUUUCACACUAAAAUUUUAACAUUUUAACAUACUAUACUAUGACAUUUUUCUCAUACUAUACCAUGGCAUUUAUUUUCAUUCUAAAAUAUUUAAUUUUUUUCACACUAAAAUUUUAACAUUUUAACAUACUAUACUAUGACAUUUUUAUCAUACUAUACUAUGGCAUUUAUUUUUCCACUAAAUUAAGGAAUUUUUUUUCACACUAUAUUUGAAAAUUUCAACAUACUAUACUAUGACAUUUUUCUCAUACUAUACCAUGGCAUUUAUUUUCAUUCUAAAAUAUGAAAUUUUUUUCAUACUAAAAUUUUAACAUUUCAACAUACUAUACUAUGACAUUUUUCUCAUACUAUACCAUGGCAUUUAUUUUCAUUCUAAAAUAUUAAAUUUUUUUCACACUGAAAUUUUAACAUUUCAACAUAUACUAUGACAAUUUUUAUCAUACUAUACCAUGGCAUUUAUUUUUAUUCUAAAAUAUUAAAUUUUUUUUCAAACUAAAAUUUGAAAAUUUUGACACACUAUACUAUGACAUUUUGGUCAUCCUUGACUAUUGCAUCUAUUUUCUUUCAAAAAUAAAAAAGAAUUUGUCACACUAAAAUUUGAAUUUUUUAACAAACUAUACUAUGACAUUUUUUUCAUACUAUACUAUGGCAUUUAUUUUUCCACUAAAUUAUUAAAAAAAUUUUCACACUAUAUUUGAAAAUUUCAACAUACUAUACUAUGACAUUUUUCUCAUACUAUACCAUGGCAUUUAUUUUCAAUCUAAAAUAUUAAAUUUUUUUCACACUAAAAUUAUAACAUUUCAACAUACUAUACUAUGACAUUUUUAUCAUACUAUACCAUGGCAUUUAUUCUUCCACUUAAUUAAAGAAUUUUUUUUUCUACACUAUAUUUGAAAAUUUCAACAUACUAUACUAUGACAAUUUUUAUCAUACUAUACUAUGGCAUUUAUUUUUCCACUAAAUUAAGGAAUUUUUUUUUCACACUAUAUUUGAAAAUUUUAACAUACUAUACAAUGACAUUUUUCUCAAACUUUACCAUGGCAUUUAUUUUCAUUCUAAAAUAUUAAAUUUUUUUUACACUGAAAUUUUAACAUUUCAACAUACUAUACUAUGACAUUUUUAUCAUACUAUACUAUGGCAUUUAUUCUUCCACUUAAUUAAAGAAUUUUUUUUUCUACACUAUAUUUGGAAAUUUCAACAUACUAUACUAUGACAUUUUUCUCAUACUUUACCAUGGCAUUUAUUUUCAUUCUAAAAUAUUAAAUUUUUUUCACACUGAAAUUUUAACAUUUCAACAUACUAAACUAUGACAUUUUUAUCAUACUAUACUAUGGCAUUUAUUCUUCCACUUAAUUAAAGAAUUUUUUUUUUCUACACUAUAUUUGGAAAUUUCAACAUACUAUACUAUGACAUUUUUCUCAUACUAUACCAUUGGCAUUUAUUUUCAUUCUAAAAUAUUUAAUUUUUUUCACACUAAAAUUUUAACAUUUUAACAUACUAUACUAUGACAUUUUUUCUCAUACUAUACCAUGGCAUUUAUUUUCACUUAAAAUAUAAAAUUUUUUCACACUAAAAUUUUAACAUUAAACAUACUAUACUAUGACAUUUUAACAUACUAUACCAUGGCAUUUAUUUUCAUUCUAAAAUAUUAAAUUUUUUUCACACUAAAAUUUUAACAUUUUAACAUACUAUACUAUGACAUUUUUAUCAUACUAUACAAUGGCAUUUAUUUUUCUACUUAAUUAAGGAAUUUUUUGUCACACUAUAUUUGAAAAUUUUCACAUACUAUACUAUGACAUUUUUUCUCAUACUAUACCAUGGCAUUUAUUUUCAUUCUAAAAUAUAAAAUUUUUUUCACACUAAAAUUUUAACAUUUUAACAUACUAUACUAUGACAUUUUUAUCAUACUAUACUAUGGUAUUUAUUUUUCCACUAAAUUAAGGAAUUUUUUUUCACACUAUAUUUGAAAAUCUUAACAUACUAUACUAUGACAUUUUUCUCAUACUAUACCAUGGCAUUUAUUUUCAUUCUAAAAUAUUAAAUUUUUUUCACACUGAAAUUUUAACAUUUCAACAUACUAUACUAUGACAUUUUUAUCAUACUAUACUAUGGCAUUUAUUCUUCCACUUAAUUAAAGAAUUUUUUUUUUCUACACUAUAUUUGAAAAUUUCAACAUACUAUACUAUGACAUUUUUCUCAUACUAUACCAUGGCAUUUAUUUUCAUUCUAAAAUAUUAAAUUUUUUUCACACUAAAAUUUUAACAUUUCAACAUACUAUACUAUGACAUUUUUCUCAUACUAUACCAUGGCAUUUAUUUUCAUUCUAAAAUAUUAAAUUUUUUUCACACUAAAAUUUUAAAAUUUUAACAUACUAUACUAUGACAUUUUUAUCAUACUAUACCAUGGCAUUUAUUUUCAUUCUAAAAUAUUAAAUUUUUUUCACACUGAAAUUUUAACAUUUCAACAUACUAUACUACGACAUUUUUAUCAUACUAUACUAUGGUAUUUAUUCUUCCACUAAAUUAAGGAAUUUUUUUUCACACUAUAUUUGAAAAUUUUAACAUACUAUACUAUGACAUUUUUCUCAUACUAUACCAUGGCAUUUAUUUUCAUUCUAAAAUAUUAAAUUUUUUUCACACUGAAAUUUUAACAUUUCAACAUACUAUACUAUGACAUUUUUAUCAUACUAUACCAUGGCAUUUAUUUUUCCACUAAAUUAAGGAAUUUUUUUUUCACACUAUAUUUGAAAAUUUUAACAUACUAUACUAUGACAUUUUUCUCAUACUUUACCAUGGCAUUUAUUUUCAUUCUAAAAUAUUAAAUUUUUUUCACACUAAAAUUUUAACAUUUCAACAUACUAUACUAUGACAUUUUUCUCAUACUAUACCAUGGCAUUUAUUUUCAUUCUAAAAUAUUAAAUUUUUUUCACACUAAAAUUUUAAAAUUGUAACAUACUAUACUAUGACAUUUUUAUCAUACUAUACCAUGGCAUUUAUUUUCAUUCUAAAAUAUUUAAUUUUUUUCACACUAAAAUUUUAACAUUUUAACAUACUAUACUAUGACAUUUUUAUCAUACUAUACUAUGGCAUUUAUUGUUCCACUAAAUUAAGGAAUUUUUUUUUCACACUAUAUUUGAAAAUUUCAACAUACUAUACUAUGACAUUUUUUCUCAUACUAUACCAUGGCAUUUAUUUUCAUUCUAAAAUAUGAAAUUUUUUUCAUACUAAAAUUUUAACAUUUCAACAUACUAUAUGACAUUUUUCUGAUACUAUACCAUGGCAUUUAUUUUUAUUCUAAAAUAUUAAAUUUUUUUCACACUAAAAUUUUAACAUUUCAACAUAUACUAUGACAAUUUUUAUCAUACUAUACCAUGGCAUUUAUUUUUAUUCUAAAAUAUUAAAUUUUUUUUCAAACUAAAAUUUGAAAAUUUUGACACACUAUACUAUGACAUUUUGGUCAUCCUUGACUAUUGCAUCUAUUUUCUUUCAAAAAUAAAAAAGAAUUUGUUACACUAAAAUUUGAAUUUUUUAACAUACUAUACUAUGACAUUUUAACAUACUAUACCAUGGCAUUUAUUUUCAUUCUAAAAUAUUAAAUUUUUUUCACACUAAAAUUUUAACAUUUCAACAUACUAUAUUAUGACAUUUUUCUCAUACUAUACUAUGGCAUUUAUUUUUCCACUAAAUUAUUAAAAAAAUUUUCACACUAUAUUUGAAUAUUUCAACAUACUAUACUAUGACAUUUUUCUCAUACUAUACCAUGGCAUUUAUUUUCAUUCUAAAAUAUAAAAUUUUUUUCACACUAAAAUUUUAACAUUUUACCAUACUAUACUAUGACAUUUUUAUCAUACUCUACUAUGACAUUUAUUUUUCCACUAAAUUAAGGAUUUUUUUUUCAGGCUAUAUUUGAAAAUUUCAACAUACUAUACUAUGACAUUUUUAUCAUGAUAAACUAUGUGAUAUAUUUUAAAUCUAAAACAUGAAAUUCUUUUUCACACUAAAAUUUGAAAAUUUUUAACAUACUAUACUAUGACAUUUUUAUCAUCCUUUACUAUUGCAUCUAUUAUUUUUUUUCUAAAAUAUAAAACGAAUUUUAAGAAAAAAAAAUUUAACUUAAACUUGACAAUUUUAACAUACUAUACCAUGGUUGUUACAUUCCCCAAAAUAGGGUAUAAAGGGGAAAUAACAAUCAUUCAAGAAAAAACCCAGGAAUGAGGAGGGAGACAGGAACUUUCAAAGGGUGCUGAAAUUUAUUUAAUAAUUAGAACAAAAAACAAACUCAUCUUGAUCAAAAUCUUAGAUUAAGUAGCCAGAAGUAUCGAAGAUAACCCUUAAAAACUGAGAGGACUUCCACUGAAAACAAAGUUUUUCCACACAACAAACUCCUUUGGUUCUUCACUUAAUCUGCUCCAGAGAGAGACCAGCCGACUGCUCUCCUCCUUCUCAAGGCUGACUCCUGAUUGCUGCCACCGAUGCAUUCAAUCCACCACUCCAGCCUUCAGAAGAGGUAGAGAGAAAGCGAGAGGAAAGGGGGGAAGAGGAGAGGAAAGGACAUCAGAAACCAACACUACCUGUAAAAAUUAUAUUUUUAUCAUACUUAACUGUGAUUUUUGUACUAUAAAUAUUUUUUACAUUUUUUGCUGUGCGGUUUUAUCAUACUAUACUAUGAUUUUUUCUUUUCGUAAUGUAGUAUGACAUCUUUAACAUACUAUACUAUGGAAUUUUUAUUAAACUAUACGUUGAUAUUUCUUCAUUCUAUAUUAUCACAUUUUUUUAUCACACUAUACUUUAACAUUUUAUUAUUCUAUACCAUAUUUUUAUCAUACUAUACUUUGAUACUUUUUUCAAACUAUACCUUGACAUUUUUAUCAUACUAUUUUAUGACAUUUUUAGCAGAGCAGCUUUUCUUUGUUAAGGUCGUCAGGCUGAGCCUGGGGAUUGGUUCUCUGUAUGUUAGAUUUGCUAUUUGGUCUUCAGUCAUAUUCUGAGCAACAUAAAGUUGGGAAAACUGUCUCUUGUUGCAUAUCGCAGUGAUAAUCAGGAGCAUUGUAGCCUUUCCAAAAUACACUUAAAGUCUAAAAUUAUUACAGGAAAUAUGAAAACUACCUAACAUUAACUCACUGCAGAUACAUGUUACUGGUUGGAUGGAGUCCUGUUUUUAACAGGCAUGUUUUCACACUGCUGGCUGUCUGUUUCUCACCAUGUUGAUGCACUCAGAUAAGGCUUAGUUAGCUGUAUGCCCCCCUUUAGAUUACUCUAAGCCUCUAUUGCAGUGGUAGUUUUAGUUAUCCAGCAGUUGCCAGUUCUUGCUUUCAUUCAUUUCAAGUGAGCAACAGCCAAUAAGAACCCAACAGCUGGUCAUCAAAUGAUGUAUUUCCAUCAGAAAUUCAUUCAGAGUUUAUGCAACUGGCCCCAAGAUGUUCUCAUCCAACUUCUGACUAACUCAUUUUGAAUACUAAAAGAGCUCAUUGAUGUAAAAGAAAAUCCCCCCAAAACACCAUGGCCAUAUUUGAUUGAUGUAAUACACAAUCUACAUGCUACAUGUGAACAUUGCUGCAGAAGAUAACAAGAAAAACUGUUAUCUCAGUUUUUCCAUUUAUUUGUGUUAUUCAGAAAAAGGUUUGUUCGCCCCAGAUAACAUCAAUAACAGCUGUUUGCCUCACUGUUUGGGGGAAAAGGGUUAUGUUUUUGCAUUUUAGAAACUUCUAUCCCCACGGGAGAUAAGAAGCAUCUAAAUUAUGCAGAUGUCUCAGCUCUCCUUGGUGCUUUUGUCCUCUUCUUCAAAGGUUGUGGCUUUCUUCGCUGUCAUGGUACAUAUAUGCUUUUAAAAAUGCUCCGAGCAUAUGUGUGUCAAGGAGCUCCAUUAGGCACAUUUUUAUGCAGCUGUUGAGAAACUCUCUUAUCUAAACAUCGAGCCUUUCAGCGCUUCACUACCAGCCGGCGCUGAACCUGAGCGUGCUCUCAGGUUUAUGACAGGUAAACCAUGUGUCAGGAACAAUAAAUCACGCACAUACGGCGCACUUUGGGCACCACGGGGCUGUAAUUUGUGUGUUUGACAGGAAAAGCCAUUCAUUUGAAAAGGGUUGAGGCGACAUAUCCUGUUAGCUUUGUUUCACACCUUUUUCCGCUGUUGAUCACUUUCAUGGGCACCUGAGCUAUGAGCUGUUUUAUCGAGACUAUCAUCCUGCUUGUGCUUAUUAGCGAUUUAAGCUGAGCUGUAGGCGGGCGGCCAUCAAGGUGAAGAAUUCUGUGGGUUUCCCAUUUACGGAAAAAUAAGUAUCAAACAACGUUAAAGUAAAAUUUUAGCCUGGGGAAAAAUUGAAUUCAGGUCAGUAAACACACCUAAAUGUACCCUCUUUAUCAAAUAUCCAACUUCUUGCUGCUGCAAUUUAAAAGGGCAGCAGGUUAGAGGUGUACCUCAUAACACAUUAAGACGAAGUGUGUCUUAUAAUUCAUUUCAAAGGCCUAAUAGCCUGAUAUGCACGAUUAGCCACUGGGGAGAAAAGGCAUUUAGACACGCUGCUAAAGUGGAGCCGCUUAUCCUGUAUCUGCUGCUGUGCUUUAAUAUCACCUAAUCUCACAUGCUUAGAUUUAAAGAAGUGUAAUUAGCAUCAGGAUUAGGCUCCAAUAUCUUUAUGGGAAAUCUAUCAGCUUAUAAUUAAGGUUACUUCGGCACAGUAUUUAAAUGAAAGUUUUGAUGAAACUCACAAUGACAAAACAAAAAGUUCAACUUUAAAUAACGUUAAUAGUUAAAAAAGGAAAACCAUGCAGUGAUUUCUUAGUACAUGAGAGUCAAACUAUUGCAUCAAAGAGACAAAUGUUGUUAGGAUUAACAUAGCAGUAGUAGAAAUGAGCGUAAAUUCCUGAGGGAAACUUCCUAUUUUCACUAUAAUGAAGAGUAAGUCUUUUAUAUUCAACUAAGAGGCUCUUUGAAAUGUUUGUCAUGAUUUUCACGGAGUCAAGGGUUUUGGCAUCUGGAUCCAUAAUAAGACUGCUAUUCCAAGGACAGAGUGUACAUCAUUUGUUAGUUUUACUCUCCGGUGGGAUUUCAUGAUAAUAAGGACUGUUUACACUUCAGAUAAAAAAGGAGCGCUACACAGACACAUGGCCAGCUCUCUCCUCUUGAGCUUCAUUAACAUGUUCUUCCUCUUACACUGACAGGAGCAGUGUUCGUUUUCCCCCCAGAGGCCCCGCUUCCUGAAAGGCCUCGCAGUGAAGGUGUGACGUACGUGAAUAUUCCUAUUAGCCCCACGUCCAAGAAGCAGCUUAACUACAUGGAGCUGGAGCUGCAGGAGCCGGGUCCCGGGACCUGGGGGACCGUUCCUCAUUUCCCACCCCAGAGUAAGGAUAAAUAUAAAAUAAGAAAGUCAGCAGCUGAAGCUCCUUGAGGAGUUUGUUCAGGUUUUAGACCGACACCCUCUACGUUUAAACUCCCUUUUAGUUUGUUCCCGUUUCAUUUCACUUAUAGUCACAGCAAAAGCUGCUAACGUACCUGUCACGACUACAAGUACGUAGGGUUGUUACUGUACAGUAGUACGCGAAUAUUACUUAUCCAUGGAGCAUCAGGACAUCCCAACAUUUUCAAAAUUGAUCAGAAAAAAGUGACUUUUUUUAAACCAAUCAAAGGACUCGAGAAAAAAAAAAAAAAAAAAAAAGACAUGGUGGACAUGACAGAACGGACCCGUAAAUGGGAUUUAAAGCUUUUUCCAUUAAAUUGAAAAUGACUUUGACUGCUCCAAUCUUUACAGUACGUAGUCUACAAGUCUACAUGUAACAUAGAGCCGUAGCUGAGUCACUAACCUCGAGCCUUAGCUUAGUCUCGGGGCUUCAAAGUCAUAAAAAUGAAUCUGAUUUGAGCCCCCAUUCCUACCAUACUCUUCAAGGUCUAGACCUGCUGUCAUACUCUGAUCAUCCAGGUCUCUGUGUCUUUAAGGUGUGCUUCUAGUUUAGUUAUCAGGUUAGUUUCCUCUGGCUCCAUUGAAAGGUAUAAUUGAGUAUCAUCUGCAUAACAAGAAAUAUUUCUAAAUUGUUUCCCCUUAUUACUAAGAGGAAGCGUAUGAGGUGAAAAUAAUCAAGAGUCCGAGCACUGAACCUUGUGGAACUCCACAGCUGAUGUUGCUGCUUUAUCUUGUAACGCCAUAAUUCUUAUAUAUUUAUAUUUUAUACUCGUGGCAGAAUUUAACAAUCAAGCAGAUACAAAAUCCUUUUUUAUCAUGAGACACAAUUAUAAAGUGGAGUUGACUUAAAUUAUUGCACAUGUAUCAGGACUGGAUGAGUCAUUUGAAUGCAUUCUUAUUCAGAUCCUUGGUCUUUAAAAAUUAAUGAGGAUUUCAGUUACAGAGUCUUAAAUUAAUUAGAUGUAGGCAUGUUUUUAAUGUACCGUUUAGACAUGAGAAUCCAGGUCAUGUGCUGAUCAAAAGAGACCUCAGUCCUGCCCUUAUGUUCCCGCCUCAAUUUGUCUGAUAAAGACUUCUCAUUAUUGCUCCUGUUCUGGUCUUUGCAGCAUUGUAGGAGAGCUUUAAAGCUUCGAUUGCACUGUAAUUUUAUUUUAUUCUUCCGAUUUGAAGGACCUGCUCUCUUAUUUCCUCGUCUCGCUAAACGACAGCUGUCCUUGUCAUCGGAGACGCAGAAACGAUCUGUAAUUGACAGACAAGUCGGCUAUUAGCGUCAUUGCCCCUCAGGAAUACGAGGACCGCUCCGGCUCAAACAUGAUAGAGGUUAAUAUCUGACGGCAGCCGCACACUUUAAAUCCCGGCAUGCGGCUCCAUUAAUCUGUCACCUGGGAGGAGGGGGGUCCCAUCUCGCCACUGAAGGGGGUCACAGGGCAUUCAGAUCGCAGCUGGGAAUUCACUGGAUGGAUCCUCCUCUGGGGCUAUUGAUGGUAUUGUUAGGAGCUGGGUUUUGAUUUCCUGGACUCUACCGCACAGUGGAGGAGGAGAAAAGCGGAGCAGUGAUGCUCAUUUUUGUGAUCUUCAUGAAUAUUCUGAUUCGGCAAUUAAACCUUGACUCGCUGCUUUUUUUAAAAUUUCCCUCUAUAAGGAAGGGUGCUGGAUUAUGGCAAUGCUUGUGAUGUGCGUAUGGAAAACAGUACAUGAGGGGAAUUUUAAUGGCUUCAACUAAACCAUUUGCAUAUUCUCCUGCUUCAUGUCAUGAUGCAAAGCAAAACUUUUAGACGUUUUUUAAAAGAGGACAAAGAUCCUCUUCCCUCUGAACUGUGCUAAUGCUUUUGCUGACUAAUUUUCUUCAACAAAUAAUGUAAAUAUGUGAGAAAUUUACCCAAUUUUCUGCAACUGUGCCUGAAAUCUUGACCUUUAACCUCUCAGGAGAGUAUUGCUAGCUGAGGUGGAAGGUCAGAUAGUUUAAAUUAGCACGGGGAGGAAUUAACAUCAUUGAUUAGCGAAGUGAUUUUCAGUCUCCACCUCAUAGACCAAGUCUCCCUAUCUGCAUGAUCUGCAGAGAAGCAGUGAAGUGCAUCCACUGCAGGACUAAAGGUCUUUGCACACCGGGACCGACGCAAAUAUCCGACACGAAAUUAGGAAAUAUUCGGAGGCAAAUUUUUUGAUGCGCCUGACUAUACACAUCGAGCCCGAUGCGAUUUUGCGACUUUCCGGGGGAAAAAAAGACGCGUCCCGGGUGGAAGCGAGAAGACUGACACAACAGCAGACUGACUGUUUUUCAGUUCUGAUUAGACUCUAGUGUUGAGAUGUCUGUCUGUCAUGAUAGCAUGUACUGAGUCGGGGCCAGUACCAGAUAAGCACAUUAAACUAUAAUCCAUAAACGUAAGGUAACAACCGAGACCUAAUGGUGCUGUGACAGCAACGUGAUUGAGUUUGAGACAGUGAAAAUACAUAUGGCAUGUUGUAUCUGAACAGGUUAGCUAAUCAAUACAGCAAAGCAUACAGGAUGCAUAUCGGCUCCGUCGCAGCAUUGUAUCAAGAGCAGCACUGCUCAAGAUAUGCGGCAAGUCUAUUUUUGCUGCUCUACGCUUGCAAUGCGCAUCAAUCCACACAGAGAAAAGCGUCCUAGACAGGAAGCCAAGCACGAAAAACCACGCAUGUCAUCUGGUAUUUUCAAAAUUAAACACACAAUGCAGAACAAUCUUAUGGUCAAUCCCUGAUCCAUGUGGACCCCAACAGGACUUUUAACUACUAACUCUGACUGAAGGUAACAGCACAGUAUAAAGGAAUGUAGAUUACUGUAUCAAACAAGAGUAAACCUGCAAAAACUGAAACUUUAAAACCACGUUGCUUUUUCACAUACAGUAGAGGCUCAACAGUCACUGAAUUGUAUCCAGAUUAGCCGGAAAAAGACCACAGAAAGGAAAAAAACAACCUGUUAUGAGCAUAUUGUUUCCUCUAUACUGAGCCCAGCUGACCAGGGCAGCACUAUGCUCCUGCUACACUCCAAAUACACAUCCUGUAUGCAAUACCAAAUGCUGCUCUAUGGAGCAAAUACGAAACGUGCUCAAUACGGAUCCUGUAUGUUUCCGACUUAAUAUCACCCCUUAAGACCUCAAAAUGAACUUUGUACCACAGUGUUUGCAUUAGUCAGCCACAGCACAAGCAGAUUUUCUGGCCAAACUGUUAUAUCAUGACAUUUACAGCCUGUUUUAUUUCUAAAGUUUAAAACUUCAAUCUUUGGAUACAGCUGUAUCUGCUGCCAGUUUUGUUGGAGCAAACAAGAAUUUCAGCAUGUUACUGACGUAUUUUUCUGCACUGGUUGUCUUCUGACUUGAAAGUCUAGAACAAAAAUCUCCUUUGUGUCUUGACAGGAAAAAGCUCCACAAAGUACGCCCAAAUCGACAUCACAGCUACAGAGACGGCGCACAAAGUGGGCACGCAGCAUGCCCUGGGUCGGCAGGAGGGCCUGCACACUCUGGAGCUCAGAAGGAAAGGGACGCCACAUUGACUCUUUUAUCACUAAAACUGUUGAUCUCAGUUGGAAAUCAGAGGAAUACAAACUUUUGUAAAACUCCCAAGACACAUGACUGAGGUGUUUUGUUUUGUUUUUUGAGUCCACACUGUUCCUCAGAGAUUCACUUUGGGAUUUUUCUCUAUCUCUGCGGUGUCUGCUCAACGCGGAUAGUUUCAGAUACUCAAAGACGAAGACGAGUGCCUCCUGAUGUCCAGAUUAACACAUGGCCUCUGUAAUUACAGAACAGCUCAAAGAUGGAGUCUACUCCAAAAGGUUGGGCACAGGAUGGAGAGCAGCAUUUCAAUCAUCUCAUUAAAUGGCAUCAUGUCAGAGCGGCAGCCUCAGGCAGACACGGAGGAAGAUGUACCAGUGCUGAGCUGAGUCACUGGCACUGAUAAACCCCUAAGAGCAGAAGCUUUUCACAACCAACCGGGGCCAUCUCCCAUAAGGGGAGAAGGAAGAGAUGUUGUUUAGUCUCAUAAAGAGUUCAUAUUUAUUUAGUUGGAUCAUUCAUUCAAUAGUUUUUUACAUAUUUGGUGACACUCUCCAUCCAGUUUGUUGGAUUUCUAUUUGAAUAAUUAAAAGACACGAUCAUUGUUUGUCUAACAAGAGCAGGAUAACUGAUGGCUCGGCAUAAUUCUUUAUAAUCAUGUGGAGCAUAACUCAUGGAUCAGUGUUUAUAACAGGAACAAUGUCUCAUCAGUGCUUUGUGCUGUUUUUUCUGCUCUGUGUUAAUACAGAAUUGAAUUACACUGAAAAAGUCGUCAUUAAUAAUGCAGAGCGUAGAAAAAAACACAGUUUUUCUGAGUCACCCGACCGCAGCAGAUGUGCCAGACUGUGUGGCGCUCAUGGCCGUCAUUCUUUAAAAUUAUAUAUUUGUAAAAGCUAAAAGUUUGACUUUUUUUCUGAACUAAUUAAAGUGUUAAAAUUAUUCCUAACUUAGUUUUUAUUUUAUAGAAACAAUUGAGUAGUCCUUUGCCGUAAAUGUUGUUUCUCAUACUCUACUUAAGAUACUUUUAUUUUGAUAUCUGUAAAUACAAUUUUCUGUCUUUAUAGAUGAUGUGGAUUGUUAUGAAUUACACGUGAGAAAUAAUGAAUGUACAGUAAACAUUUAUGGAAAGAGUUUAAGGACAGUAGCUCUUCCUAUGGGCCUUGUUUUCUUGUAAACCAUAAAUUAUUUAUAACUUCUGCUUUGAUGCCAGUGUAGUAUUUCUCCAGCUACAUUAGAUUAUAUCUGGGAUUCAUCCCUCAUGUACAUUUGUAAACCAGUAUAUUAAAAUACAUAAAGCCUCUUUAACAAUAACAGUGUUUGUUUUCAUUUCAAUACUUAAGUUUUGCUUUGCUUUUAAAUGACCUUGAGAUCACUUUUCUUCUGAUUAUCUUGGACUUGCUGGUGGUAGCAGACUUGGUGUCCCUAUUCAGCAGCAUUUUCCAGCUUCUUCUCAGGAUCCUAAGGCUCUCCAGGUCAGAACGGAGAUGUUAUUCCUUUAACACAUUCUGGGUCUCUCCUGAGAUUUCUCACCAGCUGGAGAUCCAACAAUUGGAAGAUGAUUAGAUACCAGAACCACAGUUUCUUCAUCGACUUUGAACUCUCUAGGUGUCCCACCAAAUCUCCAACGUGAAUUCCAUUCUUUCGGUCACUAACCAAAGCUAACAACCAUGAGCAAAGGUCAGAGCAAGCAUCAACUCAGU